GUCCGUCUCAGUAAGUCAUUAAGACUGAGACUGAGUCCACAAAAAGUCCAGCAGUUAUGUAAAAUAACCUAUUUCCCGUUUCAUUCGUGUGUAUGUACCAGAUCAGAUUUUCUAGAAAUAACUGGAGUGAAACCAGGCAGAGAUGCACAAAAAUGUAGACAAACGUCAAAUCUUUUUCUUCCUUUUUGGCUGAGCUUUGUUUUAACAUGAACCUUCCACUUUUGAGAGGACUAUUUUUUGCAGCGUGUUAUAUGCCCAUAAAACAUUCAUCUCUGAAGGCUCUCUCUCCCUCUUGCUCUCUCUGCUCCGCCAAACGCACCUCGCUGCCCCGCCCUCACUCUCCACCUCCCCGCGGUAAACGCACACUGACGCUCACCAGUGCGGCCGCCAUCCGUGCGCAUCCACCACACUUUUCUCCGUCUACUUGGGAAAUAUACAAGCGGGGCAGGUGAUCGGACUGGAUAUGUGCUGCGAUUUCACAAACAUGGAUCCGAUACUGAUUUUUCGCCUGAGUCGUUGAUUCUUCUGAUACCCCACUUGUGCUUUCCACACUUUGAGCUCUCCUCUUGGAGCUGUUUUUGCGCGUCCUAUAUUUUUUUGGGGAGGUGUCGACUGCUGGUGGCGAGUCUACUGAUUCCACUUUGGAUGUUUAUUUGCUGACUAUUUUUGAAUACCCCCGUCCAAAUGACUGAGCUCGGGUGCAGCCGGAGACGUGGCUCCCCACUCGGGAAGACCUACGGCUAAAGUUUCCAGGGAGGGUGCUGGGCUUGCUUUAGGCUGUCCGUCUCUUGCCGCGCACGGGAUUUGCAAUUAGCACAAAAAUUGCAAUAAACAGCGGAUAUCCUAUCCGUCCGCACACACGCUGGGAUUCAUUCCACUUGGAUUUAAUACAGCGUCUGGAUUUCACCCCUAUCUAAAUCAUGAAGACCGUAAUUAUUGAUGGUGAGUACGCAUUAGACGAUAGGACAUGUUUGCAAAGUUUUCACAUAGAGCUGACAGGGGGAUCCUGCUGGGUCACUGCGCAGCGACUAAACCCACAUUGAGAUAAAUCACUUGUCCUGAUUGGAGUUUACUCUGCUGGCUCCGCUGGGUUUGCAUAAACUGCUGUAUAAGUGCCAGAAUGCGCAGAGGCACCUUUUAAUCUGCACGGUAACACAUUAUUAUGGUGUUCUCUGAGCGGAUCUGACAAGCAGCGUCAAUAUCAGUUAUGGAUAUUGCGGCUGUAAACGACCUUGACUUAGCCGCUCUUAAUUGAGCCGUAAUUCACAUCAGAUAUUGCGCGUGCAACCUUUGCAUGUCUGUGCGCGCGCGUGACAGGCCGUUGAGUGUUUGUGGCGGUCAAUAUGCUCCGUAUGAUAUCGCAACUUAACCCGGGCAUCCGAUCAGCUCCGCCUGGACUCGGUGGGAUGAGCUUUUGAUGAAGUCUGCAGAUGGUCCGCUUGGCGGCCCAAUAAUCCCGCGUUUACUCUCCAGCUCCUUGGCUUAUAAUUGGUGUUUUUGUGGCAACGUCCCACUCUGGGUACCGCCAAAAAAGACAGGAAAUUGGGUCUUAAUGUAGCUUUCAACGACUGGACCUGGAGCUUUUCUAAUGAGGACAGGGAUGCUCCUCAAUUCCGGCCGGAUACAGCAAAGAUUUUUUGUUUCUUGGCAGAAGCGGCGCAUGAGCCGUGUGUGCGUGUGCGCGCGUGUGUGUGUUGUGCAAGUGUGUCCUGAUCGGUGGAAGGAGGAGGGGCUGAUAGGAGGAAGCACCUGGUAUGUCAGCGCAUGUGUGUGUGUUCCUGCACGCCUGAUUGCGCUCGUGCGUCUUUAGUGUAAACAUGUUCAGUGCAGCGCAGACAGAAUAGGUCUGACACGGCACGUGAUGUUUAAUAUGCAGCACCAGCGCGAAAUAAGUGCAUGUAUGCAACAUCCAAUUUGUUCCAUCAAGAGCGCGUGGAAAGCCCUUAUCUCCACCCUGCCCCACCCCUGUAAACACACACACACGGUGAUUACGCAACGUGCUGAACUCUCUUCCUCACGUUGUUCAUUACUUGGCUAAAACUGCAGGAUUAUGGGAAGAAAGCCGCAGAUUAUUGUGGGCCUACAGAGUAACUUUGCAUCUCACGACGAGCAAAAUCAAAGAGGCUCGUCUACUCGUGGAUUCUCUUUGAUAUGUCACAGGCUGAUGCAAAUCCAAGUGCACACCCUUCUUCAUUUGCACAGAAUGGCUCCAGGUCUCUCAGACCCUUCAGGCAGGUUUUCAUCAUCCAGCUGCAGGUGUGAUUUAGCACCAGAAUCCUCACACACACAGACACACACACACACACACACACACACACACACACACACACACACACACACACACCCUAUGUCUGGCUGCAAUUAUAAUUGGUAUCCAUCCUUCAGGUUCUUGAUUUGGCUGUGGAGAAUACGGCCUGUCGCGUCUUGUGUUUGAGGUGUCACAGUAAGGGGAGACUUUAAUUUGCAAUCUUUCUCACCCAGUCAGCACAUGAUCAAAUGACUCUGUGGGGAAGCUAUUGCUUGGGGGAGGAGGAGGGGGGAGUGACGCUGCUCCCCGUCUACUGCCAAGCAGAGCCAAUAAAGCCCCAAAUGAAUGGAUAAACCUAUUAAAGUGGAACUGAACACUUCCUCAUCAGGAGUUUUAAACCACUACACAAUGAGGACGUUUAUUUUUUUUUUCUUUCUCAAUUAAUUCACUUUGGUGUUGUUUCAGCACCACUGUGCCAAAAAAAAUCUGCCAUGUUCUUUAGCAAAAAUAGGCCACAAGAUGCAGCAUUUGAGGUGGUGAGAUAAUUGUUUUGAAGCUGUAAAGAAAAAAAGAAAUCACACACACACACACACACACACACACAAAGAGUAACAAUAGCUCAUUUGCAUAGCAGCAUUAGGUGGGAUCAAGCAUCGUGCCAUAAACUGAUAAUGAGACACGGCAUCUUCCGCAUCCUGAAAGGGAAUGUGAAAUUGAUCCAUCUUUGUGUUUUGUUCGGGAGUAUAUAUGCACACAGAGGGGGGGCAGGGAGGACUAAUGUGUGUGUGUGUGUGUGUGUGUGUGUGUGUGUGUGUGUGUGUGUGUGUGUGUGUGUGUGAAAGAAAAAAAGAGGCGAGGAACAGAGACGGAAGAAAAGGAGAAUGCAUUCAAAAUUGAGAAGUAUGAAAGUUAUGUAACUGCACUAGACGUGUUUGUGUGACUUUCCAGAUAAAGUGUCUGUUAUCACAUGUCAGUGCUUAGACUGCAUGGAUUCAGAAAGGAAGGAAGGAAGGAAGAAAGAAAAAGAAAGAAAGAAAGAAAGCUGCAUUUUUCUUGCACGGUGACUGGAUCUGGUGAGCUCUCCUUGAGUUUGUUUCUCCUCUUAAUUGGCACAAGGACGGAAAAAAGAACCAAUAAAAGCACAACUCUUUUCUGCAGGUGUUCAAGGGGGAAGCAUGUAGGAUUUCUAACUCCCCACAGCACAAAAUGACCAUAAUAUAUCUGCAGCCAGGAAGGUUGUUGAUCAAUACCACUGACUCAUUGAUUACUCUGCCAGGUGCUGAGAUUUCUGGCUUUCAUUUCUUGCUUUUUCACACUGACUUUCAAGACCCUCCCAGUCUCCCCGGUCUCAUUUAUUCACCUCUUUCUGUGACUUUAACAAUUGAGGAUGGUGCUGUGAGCAGGACCUUUCAGCUAUGAAGACUAAUAAGCCUCAUUACCUGUGCCAGAGGCCUGAGCAGCUCCAAGAAGGCAAGGAGAUAAUAAGUUCUGCUAAAUGUUGUUGCAGUUCUUUCUGGUCACCAAUAGAGGCUGAUAGAGGUCUCGGAUUAGUCGUGAUGAAGUUCAAGAAGUCAAGACAGCUGAGAUGAGUGUGUUGGGCUGUAACCCAAGACAAUUUUGAGGGUAUUGAACAGAGGGUUUCUAUGGAGUGAUCUGCAUUUUAGCAAGUGAAGCUUUGUCUUCUUGGCAGUUGUUGUAACCUGCACACAAUGAGGGUUCAGAUUGAAAGAAUUUAUCAUUUUCAGGUUAUAAAUUAUACUUAAGGCUCCCUGCCUUUCUACACAUGUAUGUGGAGCAACAAAGUCUGAAGCAAGGAGAGCCACCUUUCAUUAUAAAGAGUAUUUACUGAAUUAACGUUGAAAUAAUCUGUUUUUCUUUCAUAGCUUAGCUAUUUUGUUGAUAGGAACAUCAAAUCUUGGUUUUCUAAAGCCUGGAUAUCCUUCUUUUGAGAACUUUGUACAGCUCUGUUAUGAGAGCUUCCUGCCUUUCCACCUGCAAAUGUGGAAUAUGCACACCUCUCCUCUGUUUUGAAUGCAUACAUGAAAAACCAAGGCGGGGUGAACAGCAGCAAAAGCUCCAUAGGUUACAGGGCAGAGCAGGCAUUAGAGGUAAUACAUAUGACUCCGGCAACAAGAAAAGGAGGAGCUGGGGUGGGCUACAAAGUGGUUCAUAGGGGGAGCAGAAAUUAGGUUGGAGCAGUUAUUUAUUAAGCAGCUGGAUGUGUAGAGGGUAAUCUCCGCUCUGUCAGAUGAUCUGGGUUGAUGUUAGUACCAUGUUCUAAGACUGACUUUUUGGCCUGCCUGGACUAACACCAGACUCGAUUUUUAUCAUCAUUGGACAGCUGAACAUCCAUAAUGGACUGAACAAAAAUGACUGCAUGAAUCAAAAGGACUAAACUAUGUCAACAUCUUAUCAAAUAACAGUCAAGUUUAUUGGAUAUUGAUUUAGUGAGGACUGCAGUGUUAGCUCGCGUGAAAGUUUCUUGUAACUGCUGAUAAAACAACACUCAGACUGAAAUGGAAAAACCAAAGUUGCGAGAAUAACUGAGCAAAGUUCAGAUCAGAAUAAAAGUAAAAGAAACACGCUAAGAUCUAUCUCAGGAGAAUAUUUCACACGUACCCAAGCAAAAGAAGAUUAAGAGCUGAAGUACACUGUGCUGUCCAUCGACACAAAAUAAGUUUCCUCAUUCUUCAAGAGUUUACCUGAUGUAGAAGCUUAUAUUUGUUAUCCUUGGAGCAGAUACUGCAGGGUUAAACACUAUCACAAAAAAUCCUGUUUCCUUUUAAACCACAUGAAAAUAUCAUCCUGACAUUAUGAGAUUGUUGUAACUGAUUCUGGGCCAAUUGAUAAUGAUUCACAUCCAGUUCAGUUAUAUUUAUAUGAUCAGUCACCCAGAGAGAUAUCAUUACAUAAGACAGCCAGAAACCUUAGGAACUUUUAAUAUUCCAGUUAAAACAGUGUUUUUAAUUUCAAUGGGGGUUGAACUUUGAGAGCUGAUGAUGAUUCACAGGAUCAGAAACUAAUUCUGCGGUGUACAAAUGGUGUUCAGUGUAUGUUAUUAUGGAGCUGAAACUUGAGGAUCUGAUUUCAGUCGAUGCUUAUGAGGAAGUUUGAGGCAGAUGUACUUAGCUGUAGAUGUUCAACUUUGUGUAUUUUGUGUCUGUAUUUGAGGCAUUGAGUUUUUAGUAAAAAGAAAGAAAGAAAAGUUCAUUUUCAGUGUUUUAAAUGUGCAGUGUGUAGGAUAUCAGUGUCCUUAAGCAGAACAGAAUUGGUGGACUACUAAAGUUAUGAGUAGGUUCAGAAUGAGGCUUUAACUCUACCGAAGAGCAGAACCCCCUCCAUGGAAGCUGCCAUCUUGCCUUGCUAUAUAUAUAUAUAUAUAUAUAUAUAUAUAUAUAUAUAUAUAUAUAUAUAUAUACAGUAGCUCAGAAUGGAAAAAUUAGUGAGGAUGAUACUUUAAUAUUUAAUGGUUGGCUGUAUGAAAAGUGUUUUAUGUACCCAAAAGAGUUGCAUUUGAUGGCAUCACAGGACUUUGGUCCCCAGUGUUCACCAUCACCUCUGGAAUUUCACUAAAAGGAGGGGUGAGCAAGGGAGCACGGCAAUCUAACAGGCUAAACCCACAGGAUCCGGAAUGGCUAUGUUCCGCUCCGGACCAGCAGGCAGAUCAGAUCCGCAAGCCUACAGCGCCCACUGGAUCCGAUCUGCCAUUGGAGAAGCACUUGCAAGAUUACCGAUAUUUCUCGUGAGACUGAAUGAGAUCUCGCGAGCUCUCACGUGUUUCCCCGGGAGUCAUAGAAUAAGAUCCGCUGAUCAGUGUAUAUAAACAGCGGUGUAUAUAAACACCCACAUCCCACAACCCUGGCCUCUCCCAUUAUCAAGAGAAGAACAGUUCAAUGUAUUGACUUUAUUUUAUUUUGAAAAUUAACCAGAUAUUUUACUCUGUAACCGACUAAAACUUCCGCUGCUUCUCGUGCUACACUGCACUGAAUUGAUGCGCUGUGCUCUGGCAUUUGGCAAAAAUAGAAGCCUUGGGUAUCUGAUCGGGCCGCCGGAGCCGAUCCGCAGCGGAGCCGGACGGAUUCUGUGGAAUGACACACAUUGAUUAUAAUGCUUGCUGAUUUGAUUCGCCGGCUGUGCCGGAGCGGAGCGGAGCCGUUCCGGACCCUGUGGGUUUUGCCUGUAAGUAAAAUAGAAAAAUUUUUUACAAAGCAAACCUUUAAAAAAAUAUUAAAGUGUGCAUCAAAAAAGACAAUUUCAGUUGAAACUGAGAUAUAAAAAGAGGAUAUCAAACUCAGACUUUUACCAAUUUCAGCCCUGUAUUGGCACUUAAGAUUAUAAGCGAUGGUUCUUAUCUUCCAGCUUCCACCAAAUGCCUUAAAAGUCAAUUUAUCUUGAAACUGCUUGAGGGUUUUUUUUUAAUGACAAUGGUGUCUCUUUCCAAACUCCAGCUCAGUCCCACAAUCACUCUCAAAAUCUCAAAGACCCUUCCUGGCCGUGCUGUCCCUUUAGCUUUUAACCUUCACUUUUAAAUAUAUUGUUUUUAAUGGAGUUGUGCUUUUAUUUCAAUGUUACAUCAUACAGCGUAGUUUAACAGGAGACAGCUAGAGAAAAUACUCAAAUUAAAGCAAUACUGCAGGGAUGAUCACAUUGUAUUUACCUAGCAGGGGCAGACCAAACGGAGGGGUGCCAGAAAUUAGACCCCUGCAGUGAGGACUACAUAUACCUAGAGUGGUUUGUCAAAAUACUCUCAUUCAGUGAACUAGAGCUCAGUACUCAUGUAUCUUCAAGAAACAAUGUGUGCAAACAUGAAAAUAUUUCGGAUUCCUUUUCCACACACCAUCUUGUGAGCCAUUGUAUUCAUAUUUCUCAUCGAUUGCUCAACGUCUGAAAGGAUGAAGCUGUCAAUAUUUGAUGCUGCGGAGCCUCGGCGGUGUUAACGCCUCAGCUCCAGUGACAGACUGCAGCAGGCGACCGGAGAGUGGAUCUGCUGUGUUCACUGCAUUCUGAUGAGCGCGCUCCUUCAGGGGCUUCUUUUAAUUGGCCGCACCCUUCAAGUAUCUCUGCAUUUGUUUAUACAGCACAUGCAAACACACACGCAGAUGCCCAGCGAUGCAUGCAUGCACACACACAUACGUGGGUACUCUGGCCUCGGAUAUCCUUGGAACAAUGCACUCUAGGUUAUCCCAGCCUACCAGCCCUUCACUGCUGAUCAGAAAGACAGAGGAACUAAGUGGAUAAACGAGGGAAAAUAUUUGUUUAUUCAGAGGAAGCUAAGGGGCGAAAAUCUACAGAACGCAAUAGAAAUUGAAUCCACUAUUCCCUCAGAUUACCAGUCCUUAAUCCUCUCUGUGGGUUAUUAUUCCAUACUGUCAGAAUGUUUGGAAGGACAAUGAUCAGAAAAUACUGCGAAUAAGCUGAAGUCCGCUCCUUAAAUAAUAACAGGAGGAGAAAAUGAGCGUUGUCUGUUAUCUUCAGGAGGGUGUGGGAAAACAGGGAGGACCAGAUGAAUUAGUGUUAUGCAACUGUAGCGUUGUUAAGCGGGUGUAGGCUUUACAGGGGGGAUUUAUUUAUGUCUACUUUUUUUUCUUUUUACAAAAAUCCACUCAGACACUGCCUGAUAAUCCCUUAAAGGUGCCUACAUGAGACUCUGCAUGACAGAGCAGAUCAAAAAUCUCAAUGCCCUAAAAGUAAGCAUGCACAGGUUAUGCAUAAACAGCAGAGCUCCAUUCAUGUAUGCACCAGCUGCCAUAGGCAACACGAAAGCCCUGCCAUCAUGGGAGCAAAUAUGCAUCUGUUGAUUCCAUUAACACGGCAAUGACAUUAAACUACUGCAGCUCCCAGCGUGCAAAAACAGAGCCGGCUAAUUUGUGCAGCACGUUGGCCAUCUCACUUCACCGCACAGUGUCUUCUUUCAAUCUGAGGUUUCAAGGUUGUCCUUGGAAGUGGCCGUGGCCACAUUUCUGUGUGUGUAUCUAUGAAAGUUGCAUGCCUUUUCUAAUCCCCGUGCAGAUGUGAAAGUGUGUGGCGAGCUGGCUGAACGUGGAUGAUGCUGAUUAUACCACAAUGGGGAGGCUGACUGAUGGCCUAGUAAAUUGUUAAUUAGACAGAGCAGAAGCCGCUCUUAAAUUAGACACAUGAAUGGAGCCGUUGUCAGCCUUAUAAGUCAACCCUGCCCUGCUCCUCGUCUUGCAGGCUGCUGUGCCGCUCAGAUAGAUAAAGUGACUGACUGAUUCCAGACCUGAGUACAGAGUCAUUGAUCACACUGUAAGGAGGAGGGUUAGUGCAACUGAUUAGCACACAAAGCAAGAUUGAUAAACCCUGUACGUAUGUUUGCUUUUCUAAUAAGGCCUCGCAAUUCUGUUAUUCAGGCAGAAACUUGAACUUGAGUGAGCAUUUGAUUAAAGCUCCUUCAGUUUUGUGUCAUUUUGGUGCCCCUUGUGGACAAAGCAGUCCUUGCUUAUCUCAUCCUCUACAUGCUUGAGUAGCAAAAAUAAAGAAAAAAAAAAACAACCUUUUAUUCUGACUCUUGAAGGUCGGAUAUAUAAUUUUUGUGCAUAAUUUAUUAUGGAAAAAUUAAAAUCAGGCCCACUGACACCUACCCCCUCUGACUGCUUUCAGGCAAGGUUUGGCAUAUUAAAUGUAAAUAUCCUUGCCUUGAGGCUGAGUUAAAUUCACAUCAUCCUCCUCUCAGAACAUGAUCAUAUUGUCCUAGUGUUGGAUUAGGGUUUAUUUGAAAGAGUCAUAGAGACUCAGUGGUCACAUUGAGGCAGGUCCAGCAUCAGUAAACAUGGAGGGCAUUUUGGUAUAAUUAACACAACAUCUUUUUGACUUAUGACCUUCUCUGAAGUCUGCACUCAGUCAGUAUUGGCUGCUACACCCAUCGCAGCAGGACUCUUGGAUGUCUGGCCAAAUAUUUUGGAGAUUUUGGAGAUUUUUUUUUUUUCUCUAUAUACUCUGGUAUUUUUAGCUGUGUUGAACUCAUUAGUGAUUGUGACGCAAAAUGGACUCACCAGUCCCUCUGAUCAUUCAGUGAGAGUCUGCGUGUUGUUAUUAGUUUGCAGACUCGACAGAUGGAAGUCAGUGUUUUGAUGCUGCAUCGUACUCAAUCCUCAGCCCCAACUUGAUGAGGUACUUAGGCCUACAGGGUCAUCUUUCUCUACUGUAUGCUCUGAUGUCGCCUCUUCUUGCCCUCCUUAUUUAUCUCCUCUAAAGGACAACUACACAAGGACUCCUGUGACUUGCACAAAAGCAGCAUAUAUGUGUGUUGCUUUCCUGCGAAGGACAAAGACUGUAAGGUGAAUUUAGUGUCUGCAUAUUUCAGCAAGCUUUCAAAAGGCCCUUCUGCAGUGUGGGGUGAAAGAAAAAUGCACCUUGAGAUUACAGAGUCAGGAGCACACUUAAUGACAGAGCAGGCAGCCACUCAGACUCACAGGCCAGAGUACCUGGUUGGAAAGGUGGAUGAAUGGAUUGAAAGAGGGGUGGAUGGAGGGAAGGGUGAGUGGAUGGGGUGAUUGGUUAGAUGGACAUUUGGUAGAUGGUACAUGGAUGGAUGGAUGGAUGGAUGGAUGGAUGGAUGGUAGUGAAUCAUAAAGAAAGGUCACAAACUUAUACACAUCAAAUCCCCUUUUCACAACCACCAGUGUCACCUCUUGCUGGCCAUGAAGAAGAACACAUAUUGAAGGUAUUUCUCUUCACUUUUUAUAUUUUGAGGUUGGCAUAUGUACGCCUGUCUGAAUUAAUUCCACGUGGUGUGUCACAAGGCUCAAUCCUUGGACCACUACUUUCUUUUAUAAUAUAUUAGUGACUUAUAAGUGACCAAAUCUAAAGCAUUGUUCACUUUAUUUGCUGACGAUUUCAAACAUGAUGUUUACACCUGAAAAACAAGUUAAAUACUAAAAAGGAAUACUGAAGUCAGCAUUAGGAUAAGGCACUUUGCGAGUAUGUUCUAUCCUUAAAUUUUUCAUUGCACGUUUUUUAGCAUAGAGUGUAUAUACUUUGGACAACUUGGUCCCGCCUUCCAUCAUCAUAUGAAUCGAAACUGAAUUUCUCUCUGUAUUUCCGAGAUUUUCUCCACUUCCUGAAACCACCACUCGCCCACUAGCGUUGUGUGCAUUUGGCAGGAGAGCCGCAGAGAGUCACUGUGAUGACGCUCAGCUCAGACAGCGUAUCCCCCCGGUGAGCUAAGCAAUCUUCGUACACCCAUAGGCUGUAUCAAGUGUCAAUCAUAGAAAACAUGAACCCCCUAAUAACUUUUUAAAAAUGGAGCUGCACAGAAAAAAAGACGACUUGAGCACAAACCAGUCUUACAGUAACUACAUGUCAACAUCGCAACCAGGGGGAAGAAAAAUGUAUAUUCUGUGUAAUAAAUUUCUAGAGUUUGUUCACAGGGAUUGCUGAAGGCGGAAUUUAUGACCUAUACUGAAGCCUGUCACCAGACGGUGCUGUUCUCACGGUGGCUUCACCCAGUGAAGAUGGCAGAUGGCGUCCUUUCUAUAUACAAUCUGUGGUUUUUAGUCUGGCACCUUUAGGAAUUUUUCCUUUCAGUUUCUGGCCUCUGCUGCACAUUUCUUGCCACUAAAGUUGAUUGGAGUUACCUCUAAAGUCUGUUUUAUGUGCCUCUUGUGGUUGAGCAGUAAUAUCUUGUCAUUUUCGUUCAUAUAGUAUGUAAUUCAAAUUUAAAAUUUGUGCAAAUCAAGUUCAUUGUUGGGACUUGAGAGUAAUAUGGAUGGCUGGAUAGUCAGAUAGAUGGAAAGAUAAUGCUGAAUUAUACAUCCUGCCAUACAGGGAGUGAGACAUCUAAGCAGAGCAAAUCCUUUUCAGAAACUUCCUGACAGAUUGUGCCUUCCUGUACCCACACUGCAACACACUCACAACAGCAAUGUGUCUCCCCUGCAGGCUGGCUGGGUUGUUCACCGCUGAAAUAUGUAUGGGGAGCCCUUCAAAGGAAAUAGGUCCUUGCUCGUCGGCUCAGGGGAAAUUGAUCUGUAAUAGAUGUGAAAGCUCGUUCCGUAGGUGCUAAACAUAUAUAAUAUAUACGGGCUCUGGUGGCUUUACACUAAAGUCCCACAAAUUUUUUUACGUGGCAGAUAGAAGUUUCUUUCAUACACAAAUCAAUGCCCUCUAUGGCAGAUGGGAGUGAAAGGAUUUGCCGAGAAGUGAAUGCAUAAUCCUGUGACAGCUGCAGCAGCAAAGGAAGACGGUCUAAACAUCCUUGUGACAGUAAAAGUCUGAUCAAUGAAGAUCUCGCUCGGCUGCUACUGUAAGGUCAGCCUUUACCCUCAGCUUUGAAAAAACGACACCAUUGUUUAUCUUCUCGUAAUUGGACAGGGCUGCCCUUGCAAAGCAAAGCACAAUAAGAGAGCGAGGCAACUCACUCAAAGCUCAGAUGCAACUUCAGUAUUCAGAGGAGUUGAUGUGGAUCUCAGUCAUCUCAGGGUCCUGAAGUAGGUCAUUCUUAUUAAAAUGCAAAUCUGACAAGCACAUUUCAUUGGUGCUCUCUCUUUGUCCUGGUGGAUUGUGUGCAGAAUGCUUAUUCCUUCCAGUUUGUACUACCUUUCCUUCACCCUCACCGUCUUCUACUUCCCUCACAUUGUAUUGGUCAUUCUUCUUCUUCUAAUUCUAUUAGAGUCUCAUACACACUGUCGCUCAUCUUUUCGUCUUCACUCUCAGGUGUUAAUGCUGAUUAUCUCUUGUAGAUAUCAGGCUACGGCAAAUUAAAUGUGACCGCAGCUAGUCUGCCAGGACGUCCAUUAUAAUGAUAUCUGUAAUCUGCCGGGCUCAGGGGAAGCAGGGAGUUGGGGGUGGGAAGAUGGAGGGAUGAUGAUGAUCAUGAAGUGUGUGUGUGUGUGUGUGUGUGUGUGUGUGUGUGUGUGGGGGGGGGGGGGGGGGGGGGAGUAUCCGGUAGCUGUACAUGGAAAGUGGUUGACAUGGAUUUUCAUGCACUGAUGAGGUUCGUGUGGACGGCAGGACCAUAUGUCAACUGUGGGUUUAAAUCCCACGAACUAGAGAACCACCCAAGGCUGAUACAUGAAAAGCCAAGGUCACGAAGGGCUCUAUACAGUAUGUUGGCUUCUUCUUACUCAGGCCAGUUUUUUUUUUUCUUUGACCACAGCUUGUGUGCAAAGCUUUCCUCAUCCUUGUGUUUCUCUAACGCUCUCACACUGUUUCAGAAAAGUGUGGUCACAUCUUCAUCCCUGUGCUUGUCUUUGUCAAAUGUCAGCUGGUGUGUGAGGAUCUUUUUCUGUUCAGCCAUAUUGUAAUAAUCAGUCAUCAUGACAACUUGGCAAUGUCUAAACCAAGACAUGACCACAGCCCAGAGAGUUUGAACCAGUGGUACACUCACGCUUUUUUGGGGCAGGGGCCAAAAGAACAAAAAGGGUACCCCAUGGGCACCCAACAGUUUAUGUACUUGGAGAGUUAUUGGAGGAUGCUUUUUAAUGUAUUACAUCCUGAUAAGGCAUCCAGGGGGUAGUGUUUUAUAGUUUAUGCAUUUGAGGGGCAUCCGGUGGGCCUGCUUCUUCAUUUUAUGCACUGAAAGGGCAAUCAGGGAGCCCCCUUAAUGCCUUUAAUAUACUAGAAGGACAUCUAGAGGACCUUCUUUUUACAUGUAAUGCACUGGAAAGGCACCCAAUGGCAAUGUUUUACAUUUAAUGCAUUGGAGGGGCAUCCAGAGGGCCCUGUUUUCUACUGUUAGGGUACCCUGGGAGCCCCCUUUCUAUACUAUGUACUGGUUGGGCAUUAAGAGGGUUAUCCCGAUUAAAUUUAACAUACAGGAAGGGAAUCCUGGGGAGCUUCUUUUUUGUAUUUUAUAAGCUGGAAGGAUAUUCAGAAGGCCCUUUUUAAAAUUAAUUUCAUGCAGGGGCAUCAAGAGGGGUUUCUUUUUUGAAUAUUGUGUACUGGCAGGACAUCCAGAUGACUUUUUAAAAGCUUUGUUAUACUUGAAAGACAUUUAUUGAGCACUGUACUAGUAUGGCAUCGGGAGGGCCAUCUCUUCUAAAUUUCAUGUACCGGAAGGCUCGGCAUGGAGCCUUUUCAAUUUUAUUUAAUGGAAAAGGCCCUCUUUAUUUACACUCCAUGAACUUGAAGGGCAUCCAGAAGGCCUUAUUUUAUUUUAAUCUGCUGGAAGGACAUCCAGGGAGCCCUUUUUCUUAAUUUAUGUGCUGGUAGGGCAUAGAGAGGGCCCUCUUUUUAAAUUUCAUGAACUGGAAGGACAUCCAGAGGACUUUUUUUGAAAGACUUUUGAGGUGAAAGGGCAUCCAGAGAGCUCAUUUUUUAAAUAUUUUUCACAUCUUAUUUCCCCCUUUGUUAUCCAGCUACUGUGUAUAUAUUAUUUUAUAUUUUUGUAUGAUAUAGUUUUGUUUUAUGCAGUUCCAUACCAUAUCCUGUUAUGUUGUUGUGUAAGGCUGCGAUCAUACUGCAGGUUAUGACGCACAAUUCAGAUUUUCUGUUAAAUCCAAUCUUUUAGUGCGGUCAUUCACAUUACAUCAAUGAAUGCAGCAUCUAAUGUGAACGGAAGGUGUCCGUGAAGUGACCCGCAUGCGCACAAAGCACAAAUUGUUUUCCGGGCCUGUUUGUGUUGUCGAACAAUGGUGACAUUUGUCGCCUAUUGAUGACGUAUAGGUCGAACGAAUGCGACCUGAGCAUCCACACUGCGGUCACAUUGGAUACAAAUCUGAUUCAUAUCCACAUACAAAAGAGGCCUGGGGCGGAUUUGAAAAAAUCAGAAUUGCACUGUUCACACUUUGGUGAAAAAAAUCAGAUAUGUGUCACAUAUGGUUAAAAAAUCUGAAUAGACCUGCAGUGUGAACAUAGCCUACGUUUGUGUUGUAUAACUUGUAUCAUACCGUACAGCAUUAACAAAUGCAGCUGAUUCAAACAUCAAAGUUCCCUUUUUACUGGUCUUAUAACACUUAUCACAGGAACAGAAACAUUGCAGCAGGUACUCAGUUUUUCUCUUUCUUUUAGCCGUUCUUGCUGCUGGAACUUUGAUUUUAAAUGAUUCUUGGAAAAAUGCAUCCAGGAAAUACAAAGUGAUGCAUUUGGAUGUAAGAAAAGCUUUUCUGCUCCUUUGUCAGCUAAAUUGGUCUCUCUGUCAAAGAGCCUCAUAGCGGAAUUUGAUUCAUCUCAAGGUAUUAAGGAUGAUUAUAUCAAGGCACUCAAAGCCCUCGCAAAAAUCACCAGAGUUUAGAUCCUGCACUGCAGCACUUUUACAUGAUUUACAACAUAUUAGAGCUUGCUGUGGAGAAAGGGGGAAAAAUUCCUCCCAAGAAUUCUCUGUGACAUUCAGAAGGAAUUGAUCUGAUGAGUGAAAAGAUUGUACUGGGGAUAUGUUGCUGUCGCCGCUGCGUCAGCCUGGCUCACUUUCCAAAACCUCUAAUCAGAAAUAGUGCUUGUUUUCGCAUGCCCGUCCGUGUUCCCAGCAAAGCCUAUCAUCACAGCAAUUAUUCCAGUGAGGGUGAUGAGCACUGCCAACACUCCAUCUCCGAGCUGUAAACAAAUUAUGCUGAGGGGUCUUGAUGAUGUCUGUGCGAGAAAGGAAAUAAUCUGAAACCAAUUCUGAUGAUCCCGCUGUGCCGCCGCGGGUCCUCAGCCAGCAGCUCCUCGUGGGGGUGACGCUCUGAGGUCGCUGGGUGUUACAGCACUGUCUUCCAGAUGCAUGCUGGAUCGCUGGUGUAGUUUUUCCCCCUGUCUUUCCAGGCUUUAUUUACCCAUUUCAUGUCUCUCAUCAAAAGUGUAGACUCCGCUCCACUUGUUUGGAUAAUGAGUUUUGACAAAUCCAGCUUUUUCCCUGCUUGCAUAAAUCAAAGCUUGAAAUUUCCACCUGGCACUUUCAAGACGUAAUUGAUGAGGAUACAAAUUCAACCAUAUGUGGCCUUAAAUGUUGUAUAAUCCAGCCUGAUGUUAUUAAGUCAGAGGAGGUUAAUUUCUCAGCCUGAUUUUGUAAUUACUCAAACUACCAGUGGCUCUUGUUUUGAUACAUCACAUGCGCUGGCUCUUUUGUCUUGUGGAAAAAUUGGUGGUUUUCAAUAAAUCUUUCAGUGGCUGUUUUUUUUUUUUUUUUUUUUUUUUUACCGUGGGUAAUUGACAGGUUAUGUUUUCUCCCCCUCCAUCGCUCCCUUGGAAGGCAUUAGCAUAUUGAGUUUCGUGCCUGACUGUGAAGCGAUUCCCACCAUGCCUUUAAAAGGCAGCGCAUGAAUAGGCGGCGCAUUAUACCGCAGAGAAAUAUGAGACAGGAGAGAGAGCUUCUUCUGCUUUUCCUCUCUGCUCGUGCACUUUUCAUGCACACACACACACACGUAUGCAUGCAUGCACGUAGUGGCCCCCCUGCUGCUUGCUGAGUCACACAAGGUUUAGAAGGCGGACCAUAUUUUGAGAAGGGGUAAGUUGAACAUGUACCGUUCAUAUUUCCUGCAGUUAACUUUGGAGAAAACGCUACGAAAUGAGAACAUCUUCACCUCCCAAGUUUAAGACGCUCGGGCCUCCCCUGGUCUUUAUGUUGCCUACUCUGCUGUGACGAUGAAAUUAAGGCUGGAAACUCUGGUGAAUCUGAUCAGCGUUUGAAAUCUCACCCAGGAAUUCAGCUGCUUGAUGACUGGAAACUGAAAUCAGAAUUCAAGAGCAGUUUUCCUCCUAAAGUCGAUACCAGAGUUUAUAUUAACUGUCAACCACCCAAUGUACCGUAAAAUAUAUUUCUGAGAUGGCUAAAAGUUACCUGAUGCUGUUUUUAUCCACAAUAUUGAUUUUUAAGGUUUUGCCCAUAUAUCUCAACAAGCAUAUGAAGCUAGAGAGCUGCAAUCCUGGAACCUUUCUGCACUUUAAUUUUCUCUGUUUUUGCAGAUAUCUCCUCAUGCAUUCAACUGUUCUUUAAAUAAAUGAUAUAGGCCACUGUUAAGAGCCAAUAGGAAGGGUUUUUGAAGUAGGCAGCAGAUCAAUUUGCAUGAAUGUGAGAAAAGGUUAUGAAAGGCCUUGUGUCCAUAUGUCUAUUCUGUUUAUUCUUGGUAUCAGCAGAUGAUACAAAUCACAGAUAAAAAAUAAAGACAUGAACAGAAUAAGGUUUAGAUAGAAAUUUAUGGAAAUAGAUCUUUACGUGUUUUUCUUUUAAAGGUAAACACCAAACAUGUAAACAGAAAGAAUAGUCCCUGUUUUGACUUUAUAAGGCUGGUUUAUUCAGAAUAAAUUAUUCAGUUUGCUUUAAUACAACCUUUGCAGAUCAAUCCAACCAUGUAUUUGAUUGGAAAAAAAAAAAAAAAAACAGGAAAAUAAGUCAUUCCUGCUUUGACAUGUUUCCUCAGUGUAAUUCACAUUGUCCCUUUAAAAAAAAAAAAAAAAAAAAAAAAAAACAAUCAAUUUAAUCAGAUUAUAUAUAUAUAUAUAUAUAUAUAUAUAUAUAUAUAUAUAUAUAUAUAUAUAUAUAUAAUUUGAUGUCUUACAAAUACCCAAUCUGUCCCAUCUGAAAAUAUAAGACCUAUUCUUCUUCAUCUCAAAACAACAGCCCAUUCCAGUUGACAACUCAGCUGAUUACCUGGACAUUAAUCAAUCUUUAUUUACACAGCACUUAUUCACAACAACAGUAAUCCCAACAUUGGACAAAGACAAGCUGGUCUAGAUCAUACUCUAUUAACAAAGACCCAUUGUAAAGAGAGGAUCAGACUGAGCGCCAUUUUGCAAGAUCAGACCCAUCUUCCAUCCCAUCUUCAACCACACGAGUGAAACACUCUGCAGCAUUUAUCAAGUUACAGUGGAGAGGAAGAACUUACUUUAACAGGCAGAAACCUUGAGCAGAACCAGACUGAUGUUAGACAGCCAUUCAGCUUGACUAAAUUAUGACAGUCAUUUCAAAACUGCAAAGAAUUUGACAAUUUUAUUAUCUACAGUAAAUAUCAUCAACUAGUGUCAGCUCAUUCAGCAAGUAAAUGGCUCAGAAGUAGAAGAGCCCUGUUGCCAAACUGGCCUUCCUGCAGUCCCCAUUUAAAGCAAAAGAGACCCUAAACUUACGUGUUUGAAAUCAUUUAUUGAGAAUGUAACAGCAUCUCACUUUAAAAACUCCAGAAACUGGUCCCCUUGGAUCCCAAACAUUAACAAAGAGUGAUGCAACACGACAGUAAAUAAGCCCCUGUGGUGUAUUUAGCAUCAGGAUUUCUUCCUCCGCACAGCAGCCCAGAUGGAAACCAGAUGUUGGAUUGACUGAUGGUUGUUUUGAACAUAAUCUUGUCACACACACACACGUACCGUUUAAGGGGGUGAGAUGAGGACGCCCUGUUCUGUUCCAGUGCUGUCCUGGAAAUAGGUACUGUUGCGCCAAAAACUGAAGGUCAUCUGAGAUUCCCGUAAAGGCAGCCAAGGUGAAUACAGGGGGGCUGAUAGUUACCUCAGACCAGGGGGUUGCAGGGAUUAGCAGUCGGUUUGGUUGGUGAGUGGUUUAGCCAGACAAAGGAGAUCUAAUGAUUGGAUAAAGGUUACUAAAAAGGCCCAUGUAAACAGAGAGCAAGUGUUCAAAACCAAGCAGCAUGGGAUGACAUUCUUUCUUCUAUUAUACCCAGAACUUAGCACAGCAGUGUCUGAUGUCUGUGUUACAUACAUUCUGAAUCUACAGUCAUGGGACACACCAACACUAACACACUCAGAUGAAACCAGAAACCAGUUUUUAACGUGGAUCAAACAUGGAUGAAAUGAGAAACUGGUGGGUUAAGGUCUCAGGUCAGGCAAAUAAAAUAGUUUUAAAAAAGCAACAACGUGACAUGUUUCAAGUGUUAUUUCCACAUCCUGCAGUGUGAUAACUGAAAAUACGCACAUCGCUGUGCAACCUUAGUUUGAGCACUUUUGCAAAUCUGGAUUAUUUUCAAGUAUAUAGGGAAGUUUUCUUCACUCUCUGUCUUAGUCCUUUGUCUGUAUUCAGUUUUUUAUAGACUGUGCUUGAGUUAUGUGAAGUACAAAAAUGGCUUCCAGCUUUCAGCCGACUGUACCCAUCCAUCUGCCCCUUAUAGAAAUCUUAUAUAAUCAAAGUUGAUUUUUCUUUAUGCUGGUAGCAAAACUUUACAUUGAAGUACUGUUCUGUUGGAAGUGCUCAGCAAAAUAGGUCAAGUCAUGCCUUCAGAAACUCCAAGAGGCCACUUGUGGUAUUAUAGUAAUUCCCGUCAAUGGAUCCUAUCUGCACACAGCGCCGUAAUAGAGACCUACAGUCUAAUUUCAAAAGCUAUAGUAUCGUGCAUUAGAAACCAUAAACAGCCAUUAGCUUCCUGCAGUGUGAGAGCACUGCACCUCACCACCGGCCUGGCCGAGGCAAGGCAUUACUCAGCAAAUGGAAGCAGUGGAGACUGGAAACUUUACUGCAGAUGAGUGGAUGAAAGGAGAUAUGGUUUACUGACAUGGACUUUAUGGGCUUCUCUUCCUCAAAGAAGCAUCAUUUACUGAAUCUGAAGGGUUUUUAUGGGCUUAGUGUUUAUUGGGGAAACAUAGCCACCAAAGCCCCAAUAAUGGUGAUGUGUUUUUGUUGGCGGCAUCAAUUCAGACAUCUUUCACCGCUAAAAGACUGUAAAUACAAGCUCUUAUUGCAGCUUUUGUUAUUAUUUUUUUUUCCAUUUUGCCGAGCCCAUAUUCUUUGUCUCUUUCCACUCGUCCCGAGGAUGUGUUUACUUUAUUAUGACAGGGAGGUGUCAUGCAAAGUUCCUUCUGCUCCGCUGACAAUAGGCCCUUUUUGUCUGCUCCAGUGGAAACUUAUUGUGUAUUAUGUAAGCGACAUUGAAACAGCUCGUCUUUGAGGAUUCCUCUGUCAAUACAGCAGCGCUCUAAUUACGUCCUUUUCAUAUCAAAGCUGUGAGCGAGUGCAGCCUGAUACACUACUGGAGUAUGUGAUACCUUCUUUAUUACUAGAUGGGCUCAUCCAGCCUGCCCUCUGCCACCCCUGUGCAAACUAUCCUCCUGUGCACCACCUUCUCAGCGAGAUAGAGUCGGAGUGGAGCAUAUUGGGACUGUAUUACAGUAUCGACUCCUCAUUCACUUAACAGGAGAAUCAGCUCCGUUUACGACUAAUUAAAGCCAUUAAAGGGGGCACCCGCUAAUGCAUUUCUGCACAGAUAACAGAAACAUGGGCGGCAGUGGAAGCUGGGCUCAUUUUACCGGCAGGUCAAGAUGAGUGUAAUUAACUGGAUAUUAAAGUCGCAGCGUGACGCGUUUGUCAGCUCUCAGACGAGACAUGAUGGAGGCUCGGGUGCAAAGUCCUGAUAUGGGUGUCAUUGAAACUCUUGAGGAUUAUUUCCCACACUUCACUCUUUCUUGUUUCUCAUUGAGCUCUCCUUGGGGACUCUUAGGGAUGUCUGUUAUGAACCACAGAUGAAAGAACCAGACAAACAUGGCCUUUUUUUUUUUUUUAAUCUAAAUGAGAGAUUGACAUCAAAACACCUGCAAUAACUCAAUGAAUUAACUCAGUAGACACUGUCAUUUAGUUAAAGACUCAGGGUGUAAAGCUUAUCUAUGUUACUGCCAUGCUAAUGUGCCUGAGGUCUGAGGGAAUUCAAAUCUAUAGUAAGAAUCCCAUUCACUAUCCUAUAAGUAAUGUUAGCAAAGGGGUAAUGCAUUGCAGGCAAUUAGUUAUAAAAUCAACAUUAAAGCUCCUGUGAUGAACUUUCAUCUUGUGUCAAUUUUGGCGCCCCCUGUGAACACAACAGUCUUGAUAAAUAAUCGUAUUCUGCUGACUUUUAAUCAUUUAUUUUGAAAAUCUUAAACAAACAGCUGCUUCAAUCAGCUGUUCAGCCAACCCCUUUCCCCUUUUCCUGGUUCUAGGCUUUUAAAACUAUAACAUAAAAAUCAUCAAUCUUUUCACCGAUGGUCUUGUUUGAAUUUAUUUAUUAUAAAAAGUCAUCAGUAUUAAUCAGUUACUUUUAUACAUGUCAAAAAACUCUUCACAGGAGCUUUAAUCUGAACAGUCAGAACAUCCAUAUAAAUCAAUUGGCUUUUCAAAUUAGUGCAUUAAAGGAGUUGAGUUAACAAUAACUAAGGGUGCAACACAAGGGUCUGUUUUAGGUCCCAUACCUCUUACUUUUUAUGCAGAUAAUAUUAUGUCUCUUAUAAUGAGGUGUGAUGCUCAUUUUGAUGCAGAUGACCCAGUUCUGUGUUGCAUGUUAGAUUCCACUCAUUAACCUGCAGUUGGAUUUCAUGAAAUAUAACAGGGUUAUUAUGGGUUAUUAAACAAAGCCAAGUAAUACUAGACAACAACAAAGGUUAACAUUAUUGUCAGUGUUACCUUAGCUAGGUAACUGCCUUGGCUGUUAGCCUGUGAGUGGUUGAUUUCUAACACUAAGUUGUUUUGGCAUAGUUCUGAGCUCAAAAAGGAUUAGCAACUAUACUUUUAUAUAACCUUAAAUAUGCCAGUGUUCCUAUAGAUUUGCUUUAUCCUUCGUCCCUCAGCUCCUCUGAUUCUUCUCUGUUUGUUCGUAUACCUGAAAUAAAUCCUAACAGUGUUUAAGCAGUUGAGUACUUGAUUACAACAUCAGAGGGAAAUACUUGCUGUGUAAAUAUGACGAACACGAUCAUUUUGCUUUACUUAGCGGUGAUAAUCAGAGUUUAAUAUGUGAACAGGAGCCUGCAGCAGGUAAAGGUUUGGAAAACAGCAUCAGUAGGUGCUUGAGGGGGAGAUGAAAAGGCUGCUUCAGAGGGUAUUGCAGCCACAUAUGCUGCUUUCACAGACACUCAUUUGUAUUGCAGUAUUUGCUGAAACUCUGCAUCACUUUGGAGCUAUUCUCAAGAGUGACUCUUGGGAAAAAUUACAGGUUACAUCAUCUGAAUUUACAUAAAAUUGCCUACCGAUUAACUGAGUUUGUACCAUAAUGUGAAAAGUUGUUUCUUCUUUACAACAUUUUUAUUAUGUGCAGUUCUAAUGGAGGAUUAUGCAAGUUUAAUGCAUGAAGGACUUGCAUAAUGGCUGCGGCUGCACACUCAUACUUGUUAUUACUGCGCAGCCAUUAUUCCAAAAACAGUGGUUGGCAACAGCCUGAGAGGGAAAGUGUUUUAAAGCCUACUUGAUAUACAGACGUUCCCAUCAUACAAAUCAUAGAGGAGGAUAAUCCAUACUCACUGGUGGAAAGUGAUAUUACUCAAGUACUGCACUGAAGUACAUUUUGAGGUACUAGACUUAAGUAAUGCUGUUUUGUGCUGCUCCCCACAGUUACACCAACAUAUUUACAUUUAUUUAUAAAUGAACAUUAAUUUAUUUAUUCCAUCAUACAUUUUCAACUGCUGUGGCUUCAAAGAUCAGGCAUUUAUAUACAAACAGAAAGAUGGCUGAUCAUAGACUGUAUAUAAAAUGGAUGCCGUCUGCCUCCUCAAUGGUUAAAGCCACUUUGAGAACAGCACCAAUUGGUGACGGGCGACACUGCAAUGUUGACAUGUAGUUACUGUAAGACUGGUUUGUACUCAAGUCCUCUUUUUUCUGUACAGCUCCAUUUUAAAAGUUAUUAGGGGGUUCAUGUUUUCUAUGAUUGACACUUGAUACAGCCUAUGGGCGUGGAUGCAUAGCUCACCUGAGGGAUACACUGUUUGAGCUGAGCGUCAUCGGAGCGACUCUCUGCAACUUUCCCACCAAAUGCGUACAAUGCUACUGCACAAGUGGUGGUUCCAGGAAGUGGAAAAAAUCCCAGAAAUACCGAGAGCUUUUCAGCUUCAAAUUCAUAUAAUGACAGAGGGCGGAGCCAAGUUGUCCAUAGUAUAUACAGUCUAUGUGGCUCAUCCAAACAACAGUAUGUACUGCAGCUGUUAAAUCUUAAUCCUUUCAGACAUAAUCAACCCUUGAAUUGUUAUAGUUGUUCACUAGUUUAAUCUUAUUUUUGACUCUCAGAUUUCUUAUCCAUGUAAAUGCUACAGUACUACACCAGUGUGGUCUGAAAAUAUAACUAAGAGGUAGGAGACCACUUUAAAGUGCUUAUCUUAUUAAACCCAGUGGCUAUUUUUAUUCAUUUAUUUUUUAAAUGUAAUGAAUAAUCUGUGUCAAUUUGGUCUGCAUUUACUCCAAGAUAAAUUCAAUUACUCGCUGACAUCCAAUCAUCCCUGGUUAAGGCACAACCAAAAGUAGUGCUCUGCUGGCUUUUGUGAUGCAGCUGCAUACAGGCACUACAAUGCUUAACUUAUAGACUCCAACUUAUAGUGAUAUUAGGUGAUGCGUUAUAUGAUCCUUAAGACACAAAGUGCAUACUCAACCUGACUAUUUGAAUUGAACUGUCUGGGAGGAACAGAAGUGGUGUCCCAAAAACUGUCAAUAUGUUACUUUUAGUCCUAAUUUUAUCCAGAUUAAUGCGUCAUCACUGACAGCUAGUAUUUAUAUUUAUGAGGACAUAUUUAUCUUGGUAUACCAGGAUAUAUAGCACACACAGAAAUGCAGUCCAAUCAUGAUAUGACCCACUGAACACAAGCUACUUUAUGUUAUAAAUGUUGAAGUACUUUAUUGAGGAAAUACUUGACAGUAGGACCUGUGCUUUAACAUUACGUUUAGCUUCUUUUACCACGCUUAAUGACCCAUAUCUGUCUCCCACAACCUUUUCAAAUCCAGCCUGACAGGUACAGUCUGUGUUUCUCUGCAGGGAAGAGUGUUGGGAUAAGCAGAAAUGACACUGAUAAAUAUUCAGGGUCCAGAUGUAGAUUAAAAACACAAAACAAAGCCUGUUUUUUUUUUUCCUGCCACAAGGAGCAAGAUGAAAGCAGAAGGCUUUAAGAGUUCCUCCACCUCAGGUAAGCUGUUGCUAAGCUGAGUCUGCAGUUAUCUCUCAUCCACUGUGCUGAAUACAGGAAGGGGGGUAAGGGAAAGGAAAUAAGGGCUAGGCAUUCUGUUGCCAGAUUGACUCCAUCUUCAAAGAGAUAUUAACAUAGCGCCAGUUUCCCUUUUAUCUUCCUUUAAUUUCAAGGAUGCCAGCCCAAAUUAAAACGCAAUGCGACUGGAAUGAACCUAAAAUAUCAAAGACACAAAGGAAGGGGAACAUGAAGACGAAAUACACUAUUCACGUUGAUCUAAUAGAGAGAGAAAACUCUAAGAUCCAAUUUUCCCACAUAAACAUCCUGUUCCUGUACAAAUCCUGCCACCGAUGUUCCUGCAGUUUAAAUAUUAGAAAACCAACAGACUAAUCAGAGCGACUCCGACAGAGAAGAUGAUAUCUUGGAAGCAAACAAGUUAGUAGCAGGUUUAGUAAUUCAAUCACAGAACAGUCAGGUCCAUUAACAUUCAGCCAGAAUCAGAUUAGAACUGCAUGAAAUGUGAGCGAUGCUAAACAGGACUCUGAGAGCUGUAGUCUUAUUUCCAUACCGGUUUGGAGGAGUUAUUGUUCCAGUGUUCGGUGGUGGCUCCAAACAAUAAACCUACUGACACUACAAUAUUACUGAAUAUCAAUAUUUGCCAGGGCUACUUUGUUGGUUUGUGAAUCCCCAGGUGGCAGUGCCAUUUUGCUGGAGCACAAAAUGGGCUCCACAGACAGUCUAAGUGGAUGUUUUAAUGACUGUUUUUACAAAAAAAAAAAAUAAAAAUCCAGACCUGCAGCUAUUCACCAAACACUCUGUUGAAAAUGAGCCUCUGAUGAGGCAACACUGCCACUAAAUGUGGUGUGGAAAUUAAAGAGUUUAGCCAAGUGCAACUGGGGAUGAACACCAAAUAAAUACUGUAUUUAAACGAAGGCCAGUGUAGGCAACGCAAGCUUCCUGUAGGCUAAUUUAUGAAGAAAAAAAAAAACAAAAAACAUGGAAAUAGUAAUAGUCUUUUAAUGACCGAGUAAAUCAUGCAAAGAAAAUGUCCUAUUGGGCAGUGUGAAUGUGAUAGUCUGUGCAUCAAAAUGGGAUUAAAAUGGACAUCAAUUAUUGGGUCUUGAAAAAGCCUAAUGAUGGCAGGUGCCUUCUGGAAAAUGCUGACUCAUCAUAUCUUUCAGUCAAUCUAGAAACAUCAAGAUGUGGAGAUGAGGUGGGCUUUAGGCCUCUGACAAACAGCUACAGCACUCUGUGCCCAUUAACUAUAAUAACCCAUAAUUAUGCUAAUUUAUGCACAGCCUCCAUAUGCAUUGCUCUGUUUCUACAGUAACUCAGAAUGGACAAACUAGUUACAAAUGUGUUUUUAUAUUUAGUCAAUGGCCACAAAAGGUUGAUGGUAAAAACUUGACUAAUAGAGGAUCAAACUUAAAAUGCAUCACCAAAACUUUUUGUCCUCAAGAGCCACCAUCACCUCACCAAUACAAGAGAUGAGCAGGGGGGCAUUUCUGAAAGGUACACACCGUACCUUUCAAAAAUAUGCCCAAAAAACACACCUGUAUAAGUGUGUAAGAAAGUCUCAAAAGUGUUUUUGAACCAGGCUGUCAAACUAGACAUUUUAAUGUGGGACUUAGUGGGGAUUCUUUGGCAUUUGCAGCCAGCCCUUAAGUGGACUCUUGGGUUCUUUUGCACUUGUGCACCGGCUUCAUUUUCAACCCCAGAGGAUGCCGCUUAAAAACUGUGUAACCUGUGAAGUCAUCAAGCCAAAAAGUGAAGCUUGAACAGUAGUGCAGCUCAUCAAAACAUGGCACUUAAGGCAUCCCUGUGCUGUUUUGUUGUAAUGCUGUCUCGAAAUCUGCUGAUGUACUCAGAUGGGGGUGGAAGUCCUGAGGGAAAAGAUGGGUCACACAAAUUCAGAUUUAUUCCAUGUUGUGUGAUCCCGCUGGGAGUGAGGAUACCCACCAGUCUGUGCAGGUUAUGCCUAUGUUCUAGUGCUCAUGUGACGAGUAGACAUAUAGUACCGUGGAGACCCGGCUUCUGUAUGAUGAUGUUAAGUACUUGUCUCUUUUCUAAACUUCUCUACUUGACACUUGGACAGUGUUUCCUGAUGAAUUAUCUCAUCCUGCUGUCUUUUAUCCGUCACACAGCUUACUUUGAACCCUUGCCAUGGAAAACAUCAACAAAGGCUGUUUCCACAGCAUGUUUCUGCUCAUUUAGUGUGACAUCUGCCCAGUGACAGUAUUUACAAGCAUAAAAAGUGCUAAACAGAAAAACGAAUAUUCUACCUGAUGGCCUUAUUUGCAUUUUGAUAUCACAUAGAAGCACCACAAUUAAUUUAAUUAUUUUUCAAGUGUUCAACUUAGGGCCUGUGUCCACUCACAGCUUUUUUGCAGUGGCACUGCACAUGACCUCAGUUUAUGGGUGCUUCAUCUUGCUCCUGGGAAUAGAAAUUGUCCAACUUCCACUGAUAGUAAACCUUAGUCUAAAUAAAAACAAACAUUUAGCCACAGAGCUGGAACUUAUAACAAGAAUUCCACAACAGCAGUUGACAAAGUUCAUCCUAUCUUAAUUUUGAGUGAUGCUGACAAGUCUUCUCCAAGUUGAACUAUGUAUUUUCAACUGAGAGUGUCAUGAUGUUGAGUAAGUUUGGGGGCUUAUAGAGCUCAAAAGUAUGCUGCUAGUGGACAAAGGCCCUUAACCACCUGAGUGUUUCACAUUCACAUGUCAAAAAACAUACAAAAAAAAGUUGCACAUGAGCUGAAUUUUGAAAGGUUAUGCUUUAUUGCAUAUUUUUCAUUGCUGAUUUUGCCUUAGAGCUCUGCAUGUGCCAAACUGAAUAUACCACCAAGAUCAUCAUAUUUUGCAGCUAAAGACCAAGCUGCUCGAACUUACAAAUGUAGAGGGAGAACAUGUCUGAACCUGAGAGAAAACCCUGUCUCAUCUCAUUCACUACAGCUCCAUUUAUAUUUCAUCAACCUUGUGUUUUCUCACCCAGUUCCUUUCUUGCUGUGUAUGUAUCUCAAAACUUGUAGUAAAUAUCUACCAUGUCCCCUCAGCAGGGGUAUGCAUCUUUCUUCCCCCCUCUGAGGACUCAGCUGGCAGCACAAUGUUAGAGAUCCAGUGUCACAACUGCUUUCUGACUGAGUUUUUUUCAGAGAAAGAUUUCAGCUCCUUUUUCCCCCAUGCGACGUUGCUGUCAUCGACAUAGCAUGUUUAUGAUAAAACAGGGAAUAGGGGAUCUUGGAAGAUGGUAUAGUGGGGCUGGUGACGGCACAGAAGAUCAGACUGCAGCAGAGAACUCAGAGAACUGAGGAAGAUGGAGAAGGAGAGGUAAAGCAUGCAUACUAAUGUCGCCCUCUGGAUUCCUGUAUCUUUUUCACUGCUUGGCAUAGAGUUCCUUACUUCAGCUCCACUAUCUUCAUGUAAUGAGGCCACCUACACAAUGUUCUCUCACCAUUUAAGUUCCCCCACUGAGAAACCUUUUUCUGUUCACCACCAUUAAUCUGUCGUCCUUUUCCCCCUCCAACUCCCUUCGCCUCGGUGUCAACGCGUAAAAGGUUUCCGCAGUGCGUAGAAGUCAUUUACCUGUGUUAUAUUGUGGGUAAUAACCGACAAAGCAUAUUGACUUGGCUAAUUGACUUAGAAAUGAUGGGUAGUAGGAAGAUGGAUGGCAGAGUGUCUGUGGUGUGUUUGUAUCAUUAACUGCAUACUGUACGCUGGCGCAUACCUGAGGAGGUGCACAAAUGGCUUAUCUGCCUGAGACGAGGCGAUGAAAACAGAUAAAACUGACUGAUGCUACGUUCUUUGAGGACUGAGGGAACGCAGCAGUAUAAGGGCAGAUUUUCAAAGUCAUAUGUUGCCAUACAAAUCGCUUGUCACAUGCUAAAAGUCAAUGCAAUGCCAGCAAUCAAUCUGCUGAGUCAAAUGGGGUAGGACACAUGACCAGGGUUUCAAAACCAGCAGCUAAUGGAAACCUGCUUCGAACCAUUUAAGUGUUUUUAUGGCGGUCAUAAUCUUGACUAUUUUGGACACAUGAGCAUCAAAUCUUGUUUUUUUUUUUCUAAAAUAUGGAUUCUCUACCUGGAGAACCCAUAUAGAAACCACAUAACUGGGACAUGUAACAUGUAACACAACAUCCUGCAUUGAUGCAAAGCAUCCUGAUUAUCAAAGUCAGCACGAUAGCAGCAAAGAAAAGCUUUCCCAGCCUGUGACAUCAAUUUAAAUAAGCUUAAGGAUUUCAUGAAAGGAAUAGCCCACCUCUUAAGACAUACACUGUAGGCCUUUGUAGUCCUGAACCUGCGAGGAGGCCCACCUAUGUAGCUUGAUAUGAAAAAUUGUGAUUAUAGGCAUCUAAAACAGCCCUCUGUGACUGGUCCAUGUGGCAGCAAACAUUUCUAUUAUCACCACCACCUUCCAUCCUCCCCCUCAGCGGCUAUAAUGUCUUUUCCUAUGAUGGUAUUAGCCACUUUGGCGUAGAGUCAACACAUAAGUAUGAACCACAUACGACUUCAUCCCAUUCACAAAUAUGCUGUACUCCUCAGCUGAGGGGCCAUUGGUUACAGUGGUGCAGAUCCACACCCAGACACUGAUCAAUCUCACAGGGGACUUUUUAUUAAAAGUUAAUGUGUAUUAAUACCAACUUUUGUUUCCUCUAUAGUCCUCACUUUCAUCAUCAUCCUGCAGAUCUCAUCAUGAUAGACUAAAUGAGUCAAACUUAAUUUGCUAGCCUUGGGAUGGGAAAUGUAACAUUAAGUUAUCUGUGGUACUCUUCCAGCCAAGUUAUUAAAAUAUGGGAUUUGACAGUAUUUUGGUUUGUUUGUUGGACAGCCUCUACGAAGAACAAGAGCCAGCCAGGGAUUAAGAUAAGCAGUCUGUUUGAGUCAAUGGAUAAGAAAAAAUAGCAGACAUGUUUUCUCUUCUAAGUUUGCUAAAAUUGUUGCACUAAUAUUGUUAUUUUGAGUUCUUACAGCCUUGAUAAUUGCGAAUAAUCAGACACUGUGACAGCUUUAUCCUACAUCAAGUAACUUGUAUUAAAUCUGCAGCAUGAAAAGCUGACUUUUAUAAAAUACUCAAUAGAAAUAUUUGAUUGGAUGGAAAGUGUCAAAACCCAAUUCUUUAAGAGAAAGUAGGCCAGGCCUCUUGUCUUCACUCAACCACUGUAUCAACACUUUGCCUCGACUGAAGUUCCAGGAGUUUCCCCGCUAUAUGAAAGCAGAGCGCCUCUAAGUAGCUCAGAGACACAUGCUCAGAUUUUGGGUGACAACUGCAGUCAACAGGUGCCAGAGCUGAACAUCUGCUGCUGCUGUGACUUGCCUGCUCUGAAGUCACCCUGGGGAACCUGAUGCCAGAGCUGGUUUCAGCUCAUCAUGCGUCUCGUUUCGCAUCCCUGCAAAGUUUGUUAUGGCAGAUAUGAGACGUGAACAGAAAGACAGUAGCAGGAGUUAUAUUAGCAUGAAGGAGGGGCUGGAAUUUUAAUACUAUACUCAGGAGUGUCCAUGGCAUUUGAUUUCUUUCCAAAUAACUGUCAUGAGUUCGUUUUUUUUUGGUUUUGUAUUUUCAAAGUUUUGUGUUUCAUAGUCAUUUUCUUGUCUUGUGUCACAACUCUGAUUUUCUGUCACUAUUUAGGGUGCAUUCAAAAAGUCCCAAAACGACCCUUUUAUGUGUUUACACCCUUAAUUAUCUACUUACUCCACUUAAAACUCCAGACCAUGUCUGUGUGAGUGCCCAAACACCUGAAUUAAUCCAAGGGUGGAGGUUUCUUUCACACCACUUCAGUUUGAUUUCAUCAUACAUGGUUGAGGUUGGCUGCGUCGUCUGGAUUUGUUGUUAUGACAACUCACCAGAUAAUCUGACUGCCAAAGUGAUCUUAAUCCUCUAUCCUCAAAAAACAAGGUUGAAUCGUAACGCUAAAACCAGCCGUACACCGGCAUGAUCAGUUCAUCCUAGGACUGGGUGAUUUGGCAAAAAAAUGACCACAAUAUAUUUAUCGUUCAAUCUAGAUUAUUAUCACGAUUUAUUUUGUAUUUUUAUAUUCAGUUUUGGUAGCUGCCAGUUUUAAAGAAUCUAUACAAAAAACUAAAGAAACUAGAGAUUUGUUUAACAUUUUAUAAAAAAAACAUUUUUACUCAAUAGUACAAAUGUAGAUAAAUACUAAAAAAUACAGUGAAGUAGUUUAUAGUCCUGAGUGUUUUUGCAGGUAUGUUCCAAAAUAAACAAAUCGCCCCCUCAGGUAUAAUGAAGACACCUUAAAAUGUAAACAUUAGAUGACUAGAUGAUACAAUUGAUUGCUGCUUUGGUCUGGUGGCUGCACAGCUAGCUGUGGCUAAACUGUAAUGCUACUUGUGCAGUCAGUAGUUGUAGGCUGUGCAGACUCAGACUUUCUGCAUAAUCACUCCAGAAGUACUUCUUAAAAUGACUAAACAGAUUUGUUGUGUUGCCGGUUUUUGAGGGCACCGACCGCCGACAUAUCUUGCACAUCGGCUCAAUUGCUCAGCAUCACUUUGGAGAUACCCGAACCACCGCCACACAACCAACGCUGAAUAACUUCUCUUCUCAACAAUGGCGUCUUUGAAAGAUUACUCAAAGUUAUGGCUGACAUCGAUUUCGCUGCCCUCAGCUCUGGGUUUAGCUCCACAUUCGGUCAUUCUGUUUACUUCUCCAGUUUACUUCUCCUGCAACUUAGAACUUCUCCUUUCCUGCUCAUUUCUGAGCAGGAAAAGCUUGACUCUGAUUGGCUGUUGUCACGCACAUUUCAUCCCAUGUUUGAUCGAGUAAAUAUGCUCAUAGGUGAUCACCGUGAUCGAACUAAAAUUUAUCAUGAUCAUUAAUUAUGAUCAUGUAAUCGCCUAGUCCUAGUUCAUCCUUUAUUUUUUAAGACCAAUAAGCCUCCUCCAGUCCGUUGUCGGCAUGUCCAAAGGGUUUCUGUAUGCUGAUUGGUUAUCUAGACACAAUUCAUUUGCUUGAGUUCCGAUUCCAACUCGUGAAUAAGUGAAUGGAUAGAGUGUCAAACAUGUCACGAAUUUUCAUCAUUUGCACAUACAACUCACUUUUUUUACGUUGUACUAUUUGCAUCAUUCAUAUUGCCCAACAGCUCCUCGCAUAUUUAUGCAUCUGUACAUGAAAUUCACUUUCCCCAAACCGUCGUAUUUUGUCAUUGACGCCGUCAAAACAGCAACAAUAUGAAAGUCGUUCAAUUGGAAGUUAGUAAGAAAUUCACCACUUUGAAAAUGUUGCUUGGCUCAACCUCUUCUUCUUUCAUGCAUACCCGCAUUAAUCAGAAGUUGAUUUAAUAAAAAUAGUGGUUUGUGUUGGACUUUCUUCACUAGGUAGGUAUCAUUUUUGUCUCUCUCAAAAGACAUGACAAUGAUAUCGCUGGAAUACCCUCAGAAAAGUCAUGCUGGCUGGCAUAGUGAGCAUGCACAGCUGUGGAAAACCCAAACCUUCUUGAGGGCAUCACCACCUUUUGACCUCACUCCAAAUAAGAGAGAUGGAAAAAGUCUCUGUUUGGCUCCUUUGGUGCCUAUUUAAAGACUCGCCAGUCUGUACUCUCUCUAUUUUAUCCGAGCCACGGAGCAAAGCAGCUAUUGGAGUCCACAUGAUUGAUGUGCUCUCAUCUCUCAGGCUGUCACGCUGCCUGAUGAGCAGAUACUUUAUCGACUUGGUUUUGGGGAGUGUGUCUAGCCUCACCGCUCACAGGAGAGCAGAAGCUGUUUUAGGGGAUAGACUCCGAAUGUUGACCUCAGCCCUGAUCUUCAAAGCGUCGAUUUAAAAAGAAGGUCGCAUCAGAUAAGUCCUCCUGGUUGGAUAUUAGUCUCGAGGUGAGGACAGAAACCAACAGACUGUAAGUGCUCAGUGCCAGAUCCUAUUGACAGAGCAGGAAAUACUGGGGUUUGAAUAAUGGCAUUAGCAAAGGUGACAAGAGUCAAUUGAUGUUUCUUUUUGAUCCGGAGUCCUCUUUCACCUCGGCCCGUUGACUCCAUUCUGCUGCCGAUAAUGUCUCCCUGGUCGGCUUUCCUCAAAAUCCUGCAAGCCUCUCAAAGGUGAAGAAUCCCUCUGAAUUUGUACAGGUAUGGCGAACUACUCCAAACACAAACAGGCUGGGUAGUAUGUUUAAAAAUACAGGCAGAUUUUCUCCCCUUGUUUGCUUAUCCGUGCUUUGUGCUGUGAUAUUCAGUUUAGAGGGAAGAAAAAGAUAUUAAAAACUGUAAUCCACAAAGGCUUCCUUUUCCCUGCAAUAAGAUGAUGGCUUUGCAUUUCCUCUCCUAAGCUCUGCCCGGCAGUAUCAGAGGGCAGCCUUCACAGAGGGAGAUAGUACAACCCCGUGUAAUGGGCUACUUCUUCUCUUGGAAAGGGCAGCUGCUUAUCUCGUCCACAUAGAAUCCUUUCGUCAGACUGAUCCGCCGCAGAGACAUUAGAUCAUAACCUUCAUGUCCAGGUCUGUGUCUGCCCGACACCUCCGGCAGGAGGAACAUGCUCUCAAAGUAGAUCAAAUUAGACGCUUGAGUAACACUUUUUAUCAAGCCACCUCUCAGAAUGCAUCAGAGGCGCAUAUAAAUACUUGUAGUAGACGUAUAACUGUCAUAAAAAAAGUUAUUUUAACCAUUCAUAACAACUUAAGGCAAGAUUUAUACGUUUGAUAGAAGGUAAACAUGAUGAUUUAUUAAAGUGUGGAUUUUAAUUAUGGGGAUAUCUUCAUGCAAAAUUUACAACAGAGGGUCUUAUUCAUGAAACAGUAAAUCUGGGGGUAGGUUUGUACAUAAUCCAGAUACACAAAAACCCCUUGGAUAUGAUCAUAGGCACAGUGUUGGGUUCCUAAAUGCCAAUCAUUCAUGAAUUGUUACCAUUAGUUAGCAAACAGCAUUUAUUUACCUGCAGUUAAUAGCUUAUGACCACCAUAUACGGAGGUGGUCUCAGUCCGGACCACACUGAGCUGCAGUCUGGUUCAUGUCCAGUGUGAAAGCAUUAUUCUAAAAGGUUUGACCUUCGUACCAAAGACAGGAAAUGACAUGAGGAGUAGAAGUGUCAAUUAUUACGUUGAAUGGAGAUUGACCACGAACGGGAAAUUUUAUAAAAUUGUACAUAAAGUUAUACCUCACUAUUGACAGCUUACCUUUUUAAGAGUUCAUACUUUAUUCUCCUUUCCUGUAGACAAUGAUUAAGUUGUCUGAAGUCUAAUGAUAAAAGUUAUAAGACAAACUCAGAACAACAGUUGUCGCUGUUGAUAGAAGAGAAUUAACAAUAAUAUGAUGAUGGGCAUAAAGAUUUCAUUCAUGUUUACAACAUUCAAGAGACGUGCUACACAACAUGUUGACGUCAGACACCCGUCGGCCAAAUGACCAUCAAUGUAAACUACAGAGACAUGCAUUGCAUUAGUCGAUGAUGAUAUCAUGUAGGUUCGUCAUGUAAAGUCUGUUGGUCUGUUUGCAAUUUUGACAGUGUGAAACCUAAACAGACAGAACCAAAUGUAUACAAUAGAAAAAAAACACAGACAUUGGUCCACACCUGAGUCUUUGCGUGGGCUUCAUUUCGAGCAUACCUUAAACAGCAUAUAACUCCUGUCUCCUUAAAAUAAACACAUGGGCCUCUAUGGCCUCUAAAUUUAUAAACAUAGAUAUAAUAAUAACUAGCCAUCAGAAAAUCAGUGACUCUAGAUUAUAGUCCAUACUGAAUGUGUAAAUGCACUUUUUUUUCUUGACUUAGCACCCAAGAGCUCAGUGCACAUGCACUUAUGUAAACAGGUUAUAUUCCUGCAGAUAAGUCAUGUCCUGCCACCUGUGCUGUUGUGCCACUUGCCAGUGCCACAAUGUUUACCAACAGACACCAUAUUGCAUAUGUUACCUAAUUUGUUGUUUUUGUUACCACUUUGAAUCAAAUCUGAAGCUCAAAUCUGCCAGUUGCCACAAAUUCAGCUGAAUGUUUUAAAUCUUGUUUUUCAUGGUCAUGUUUAGGUUACAUGUUUUAGCUAAUACAUUACAAAAUAUGAAUUAAAUUCAUAAAUUUGAUUUCUGGUUUAAACUAGCAGUGUUUAAGUAUAUUAAAGGGCAUAUUAAAGCUACCUGCAGUCAGCGGCAGGUGCAGAUUAUCUUCAUACCUACAAACAAAUCAAAGUUGCGGAAGUGUGUCCGCUCACAUUUCAAGGAUGAGAAACACUGCCUUUGGAAUUCUGGGUUUCAUAAAUAAUAGGGUGAUGGAUCCAGCUCAAAGGUUCAGAGACCUCAUUCAGUGUAUUAUAACAUAACAUAACAGGUUUUAACUUCUAUGACUCUUAAUACUAUGCUUCAACUGUCAAAUAGACCAUAAGGUUAAUUACCUUUUACAGUGCUGCCACAUAAGGACCUCAGUACCAUGUCUUAACAUUGUGUAAGUAUGAAUCAGACUUUCUUCCCUUUGAGAUCAUCACAAUUUAAGACACAUCUUAAGAGAUCUCUGUGAACUCUCAGUCUUUAUAAAUGUUCUUAUGGUGCCUUGUGAGUGGUGAGUUUAUAAAAGGUGUUACUGACACUUGCUUUUGUAGGGAGCAUGUGCUUUUCUGCCCCUGGCCCCUUUUGUAUUGCACACCGUGUAAAGAGGUUGUGGCUAAAAAAACUAAUUUGUUCCGCUACAGGCAGCAGAAUUGCCUGGAUAAUGGGUCUAAGAAUCAAGGUUGUUAAAUCAUAAUGAGACAAGACAAGAGACAAGUCUGAAAGUUAAAAGAGUAAGGUAGAAAUCAAGUUGACAACUUUUGAUUAGAAUUCACUGAUUCAUUUUAUUUCAUCAAUUUUUGACCCAGGAUCCCUGUGUUGUGUUUACAUGGCUGUUUUUGAUGCUGCUUUCCCGGCAGACUGGUGUUUUAUUCUUUUUGAAAAGAGAAUUUUAAUGAAUGGAAAUGUAAUGGUAAAAAUCACUAAACCAAAAAUAAGGAGCUUGUUUUCGCUCAGACUGUUGUUGCGUGUAGGCGUUUCCUGCCCCAACCAAGAGUUGGCCCUCAACAGGCGAAUGUUUUGACAGGAAGCCAGCAUCGUAGACACUCAGGACUCCCAGACUGUAAAGCCUGGGAAUAAAAAGAAAAAAAAAACACUAUAGAGCAACACAGUAAUAACACUUCCUCAUGCAUGUGUUUGGAUUCAACAGGAAAAGAGGCUUUGACAUCAAACCUGUGCUCUGCUCCAGUGUUGAGGUGAUAAUUGCAGUAAUUGAUCAUUUCAGCGACAGAAAAUUAUUUGCCCAAGCUGUCUGAAUGCCAAACAUUCUCAACUUCCUCAAAUGCCAAGGUUUAAGAAAUGAAGUGUCAGACAAUCACAAGGUUGGUGGUUCAAUCCUGGCUCCUUCUGUCCACAUGAGGAAGUGUGAAAGUCACUGAACCCCAUUUGCUCCAGAUGGUUAAGCCAGUGCUCUGCAAGGAAGCACUCUUGGAUUGGUGUGUGUGUGAGAGAGUGAAUGGAUGAGUGGGCUGCAAUUUGUAAAGCACUACAUAGAGGACGCCUUUUAGCUUUUAUGACCCGGAUCUUGGUCUUUGGGGCUUAGACUAUUGGGUUAAGGAAAGAAGAAAUGUCAGGAUGAUGGGUCUGAGGGUUUGUGGGAGCUAUUUUCUUCAUUGGCCAUGAGCAGAGAUCUGACUGCCGUUCAUUAAUCAUUGAAUCUGGCUGAAAAAAACAAAGAAUCCCCAUUUUUACAAUCAAAUUAACAUGUUUACCGCCUGGUUCAUUGAAUGGUUUUGGUCUGUGUGGCUCAUUACUCCAUGCUCUGUUAGUGGACAAUUAAAGAGGUGCUGUGACACAUUGGUUUAGAUUACAUCAAAGCCAAAGAGUUGGCCAUAAAUUUGCAUAAUGGUAGCAUGGUUGAUUUGGCUUAAAUAUGAUUGCAUGGUCGGUAACCAUAUAGAUAAAGGCCACAGAUGGGAAGAGUCUCUAUUUACUAGUCCAAUUUCGGUCCCAGUCGGGUCUCUUAUAGUUUUAAUAAGCUGCAAAAAUGGGGGGGCUUUACCAAUUCAAAGUAUUUAACCUCCCUUUAUUUAACAUAAAUAUUAAGGUCGUUUAACUUGCAUUAUAUCAAAUGUAAAUAUAAUUUCUUCUACUUUAUGCCCAUUUGUGUCUGUUUUUUUUUUAUUCACAUCAGCAUAAUUUUAAUUCAGACAGAUUUAAAACAAUGUUUGAAGGUUGGUUCAAGCCAUUUGAGCCAAGACUGACAGAUUCCCAGUCAGUAUGUUUACAUGGUAACAAAAAAUGAAAUUUUUGCUGAAGUCCGACUUAAACUAGACUUUAAUACAGGUACAUAAAAACUCAGAUUUCCCCAAAACUACUUCCACUAGAAAAUACAUUUACAUACCCAAAUAAUGUGAUCGAGGAUCGUAAGUAUUCUACCUACACUCUCAAGUUUGUAUACCAAGCUUUGACUCUCCUAAAUUGAACAUCACUAGUACAUUGCUAGGAAACAAGGUUGUAAACAAAAUCAUAUCAGGUGUGAGGACUAAAAAGACAAAGCCACUUGCUGAUGUGUUUGUUGACUGUUUUGGCGUGUGACGUAUAAGGUCAACCAGGAAACAGCCCAGGAGUUACAAGCUUAUUUGAGGCAUGUAACCAAUUCUUGCCUGGUGCUGAUGAACUGGGACAAGGACAAAAGUUUAAUUAAAUAUUCAAAUCAAGCUUCAACCAUAACUGUGCAUGUAAACAUACUGAGUGUUUGCUGAGCAUUGAAAUUAUUAUUUUUUUCCUCCACUGAUCCAAAAGGUUCCAGUUAGAAAUAUCCGUCCUUGACAAACAACAUUAGUGGACAACUUUUAUAUUCACUGCUUCCAAUUGAGGCGUGACAUUUAGACAAAUGAAAUCCCUGCUACAUCAAGGCUCGGCUUUUGCUGUUACAAGUGUCUGUUUUUGUGUACAGACGGGCUAUCGAUUGAAGUUUGGUCCUUUUAUCUGCUGAUAUAAUUGCCUUCCUGGAGAAUAAAUCCCUUCUUGACGAGGGGUUGAUGAUUGGAGUUUACCUUGAUUAGGGCUAAUGGCUUUGUGCAGUGUUAUUUUUCAUAAAACUCCACUGAUAACCAUGUUGGGCUGAUGACAGCUAAGCUGCUGAAGUCACUUUGGUGUGAUUUGCCUUUUUUUUUUUUUUUUUUCACACUGGCUACUGGGAUUAGAGCUGUCAAACUGCAGUGCUUAGCCGAAAACAAAGAGAUACAAAAGACUAAACCAUUUGAGAACAUCUCUCUGGUGUACAGCGUGGACAGAAGGGCAACUUUCCUCAUGAAUACGCCCGUUCUCGUUCAUGGACACAUGUAGCCUGGGCAGUUGGAAAAGGUUAACAAGAAAAAAAGGAUGUGGGAAAAGAGCACUCGGGACGUUUCUCUGCAGUAGAAACAAUUGUGGGAGCUGAAAUGCUGCAUGAAAACAGGUUUUAGAGUGUAAACCAUCCAAUUUAGUGUGGAAACAUUUCCCAGUGUUUCAUGGUUCUAGUGGCUUAGUCUCAUUUCUCUCUCACAAAGACUUGAUUCUGUUCAUUUUUCACUAAAGAACUGUACGUCCUCUCCUCUCUUUGAACAUGUUGAAUGUUAAUGUUUCAUGUUUUCCUCAUUCGCCUUUGCUUUGCUUUCCACUGUUGAAUCACUGCACAUUAUUAAAUCAAAUCAGCUGCUGGCAGUACAAAAUGGAGAAUUUCCAGAGCCGAGCGGACGGAGGUUUAUUUAAUAGAUCCCAUUCUUUUUUAUCUUUCAAAUAAUGGAUCUUUCUAUUAAUGUAGUCGUGACUUUGAUGUUGAUCCACGGGCUUAUACACUAUUAGCCAUGAAGCUGUCCUCUUCUCAUUGUGUUUUGUAGCUCCUCUCCGCUGUAGGGCUUGUCUUUUUCAUGGCCUUUGAUGCAAAGCCGCUUUAUUAUUCGUCAUCAUACUUAUACAAGCGGUCACAGGAAAUAUUCAUAUACUAGAUUCUCAUUUCCACAUCUUCAACUUUGUGUUUGUCUCUUUGAACCUUCUGUACAGUGUAUUUUAAUGUAAAUAGCUGUAUUUAUUCAAUUAAAUGUAUGCUGCUUCAUCAGUAAAGCUGAGCCGAACAGUAAAAAUAUUGAUAUUGGUUUAUUGCACCCUGUGCAUCUCCAACAUCUCCAAAAGACAGCAAAUAUUAGACACCAGUAUCAGCUGUUGUGUUUGUGCAUAUCAGGGAAUGUGAGAGGAAAAAUGAACGACCAGGAUUUGGGAGAGUUUUAUUUAAGCCAGCCUCAGAAAAAAAUGAAAAACACAUAAUCCAUCCCAUGUUAGCAAUAAAAAAAGGGAAGUUUAUCAUAAUAGGAAACCAAAGUUAGUCUUGCAGCCUUCACAAAACAGACCAAGCAGUUUGUUGUUCCACCUGGAGCUAAACCAGACUUAGCACUUACUAAGCACAACAUCAGACCAGUCAGUGGCAGUAAUGUGGUGUUGUGGUCUUGCGUAUUGUGCAUCUUCUUCUGCAUACAGAGCUGCAAAUUAAAAACUAUUAAGACUGGUAUACUUAUUCAGCCCUGCACCACAUAAUGAUGAUGAAGAACAGCAAGGUUUCCAUGUCAGCAAUCAAUGGAGCACAACAGCACCCAGUAGACUGAUGCAGACAUGCAUGCGCCAACCUUUGCUCAUUGGAAAUGCAUAGAAAAAACAGUUUUAAUGUGUAUGACGAGGCCAUCAUAUUAGUGUUUCUAACAAGUUUAGAUUAGGCUGAAAUUUGUCUGAAAUGAAAAUCAAGCAUGUGACUAAAAUUGGGUAAAAAUCAGUUUUCAAUUCUAACAGUGUAUGCUAACCUUCAUGAGGUAAAAUCAAAACAUAUUUAUAACUAAACCAGCAGCUAGAGGAAACAUAAACUUGUGAUGCUGACGGCCUUGCAGUCAAACCUAUAGAAGCUAUAGUCACUGGUUUAAUUCCCGGCCACAAACAUUUCCUGCAUUUCUUCCUCAACUCUCUGAUUCCUGUGUCUCGUCAGCUGUCCUAACCAAUAAAGGCAAAAAUAUAAACGGUAAAGAGUAAAGGCUUGACAGAAAAUACGUCUUUAAAAAGUUGAAAAAAUAUUGACACUGAUAACAAAGCUGACAUCAACAUCAGGUCAUAAGGAAGAGGAGUGUGCACCUUUGUUUCAGCCUAAAUAUCAACAUUUAUUGAAGUUCUUUUAGAGUUAGACACACUCAAGAUGUCAAUACCUUUGUCAAAAUGAAACUUUUUUUUCUGCAUCAUAUUGAAUCUCAGUUGUGAUGUAAAAUUAAGCUGAAAAAAAAACAUACUACUAGAGGUAUCCAUGACCAUCACAGCAAGCAAAUGCCCUUCUUUGUUACCAUAGCAGGCUUUCUUGAUUCAGAAAAUGGUGUGAGCUAGUCCAGGCAGGCUGCUGAAGCCGCUCUGAUUUCCCAUUUGCCAUGUGCCAUUCUCACCAUCACCCUAUAAACGCAGUCUUUAAAUCUGGCACUCGAUCUAAGCAGCAGGAUCUCUUUGUGCCAUGCAUCAGUGCUGCAUCCUCCUGCAAGCUUCAACCACAGAGGGUUUAGGAUUUUGUCUCAACUCUCUUCAGUUUUCUGUCAGUAAAAUAAAUCAGCACCAAAGACAAACACUGUCCAGCUGCUGCAGUAAACACUUCAAACCACUAAAACAUGAGCUGUCUGACUGACUGAGAGGCCUUGAGAUGAGUAUUACAGUCCUCAAAGUCGACUGAACGAGGAAAAAAAAAAAAAAAACCCACCAUUGAAUCAAGAAAUGAUCACCAAACUGGAGAAACAUCUCUAAAAAAAAUCGAAUAUGAUAUGUAGAAAAAGAGUGAUGAAAAGGUUUUUUUUUUGCUGGUUUAUAUGGAGUGGUAUGUAAGGCUGCGUUAUCAGGAGGUGAUUCUGUUAAGAUGGAGGCUUCUUUGCUCUUCUUCUGCUGCCAACAGGGACAGGGAUGAACACUAGGGGGCAAGCUUUAGCCUUCCUCACCUAUCCAUAAUAUAUUUAAGCAAUUAGAUCUGCUCUCCCCUCUUCCAUUCUUAAACACGUCAGGUCAUGUGUGUGUGUGUUUGUGCCUCAGGGUUCGAUGUGACAGACUGUGAACACACACGUUUGUUUGUGUGACGAGCAGCAUGUAUUAAUCUUAAUCCAAAAAUAACAGUCGCUGGGAUGUUUACCGCUCUGAUUGUUUGGAUUUCUGACGUCUUGGAUUAUAAAUGAAUUGCAUCUCUGGAAUCGUUCCCUCUUCUUCUUCCCUUCCUUCUAUCCUUUCUUUCUUUCUGCAACCUCUGCACUCUCUCAGUCUCUGUUGUUGCAGCCUGUCUCGUAUGAUGCUCCAGCUUCUCUCUUCUCCACGUUAGGGCUCUCUCAGCUGGUUAACAUCUCCACCUCUUCCUCCUCUGUCUCCUGCUAUGAACCUAUCAUCUCCCUUUCGCUAUCAUGGCUCUCUCUCUCACUCAACUGCCACUCCUUUGCAGCGUCGGCCUCAAUUUGCAUCACUCCUCGCCGUGCCGGUGUCAGCCAGGGCCUUAUGAUCAGAUCCUGGCUGCUGAUGACUGCUUUCAUCCCACAUUUCGCCGCCUUGUCUCUGUGUAGCCGCCUCGUCUCUGUAUAGCCGCCUCCCUGUUUCCCACAAUUCCUUGCUGGUGCAGGAGUAGUGCCCGCCUGUGUCUGCUGGUCUGUCUGCUGCGUCGGUCUGUCUGUUGUUUGUUGCUGGGGAUCGGUGAACAGAUGGUGCGCUACGUUUCCCCCUGCAGAGUGUGAGUGCUACAAAGUGCAGCAUCAUGCAAGAUGGGUUUCACUGCAGAAACAGCUUCUGGAGUCCAUCUUUCACACUGUGUGUGUGUUCUAUUAGCACGGAUAAUACCACUAAAGCAUGUUUAAUGCACUUAAAUCUCACUGCAUUUUGCUCUGGCCCUGUGUGAUGCAACCUUUUUGAGUGUUCUUGGAAAUGUUUAUCCUCACAUUGCUUCUUUUUUUGCACUAAAUGUUUAAUCAAGGAUCUUCAUAAUGCCUCGCUAAAAGUUUUCAUACCAAAUGAAAGCUCUAACAUCGAAAGGAUUGUUCUUGACUGUUUUCAGAGCAUAGCGGGUGAAUUAUUAAGCGCUUCGUUAGGGGACCUCUUUGUGUUGUAGUUCUCUGAGUUCUGCAGCCGUUUGACAGUUCCUGCAGAGAAUACGGGGCUUCAGCAAAACUCCCAAGGCAAUGCUGCUGUAGUUAGAAAUUUAUUUGCAGGAAACCAGCAUCAUUUGGUGCACGGGAACUCUCAGGAGGCUUGGCUUGCUAAAAUAUUAACAAGGUGGAUGAAUUAAUCUCACAUGAAAGGAUUCAUUUAAUUUCCUCGCAACUGAUACUACCAAAGCACAUUCAUGGUGAAGAUUGGCAAAUUUGGGGGCCUGAGCACAUCAUUUCAUCACAUCAAAUCAUUUCCACUACUGAGCGUUUCACAAAUUGUUUUUAGCAGCAUAUCAAGAUAACAAAAAAAAAAAUUCAAAAGGAAAAAAGAAAAUUUCUAGGUAAGAAGCAUACAAAAAAUAAUAGCACUAUUGAGAAAAAAGACACCAUGCAGCCCUAGGCCUAAGCAUAGAAAACCAGCAUUUUCUGGGUACUUGAUGGUGCCAGCGAAAUUCCUGUUUGACUAUAACCCUGAAAUUUUUGACCAAAAAUCGACUAAUCAGGGAGGUCCGACUCUGAUGGCAAACCCCUUCUGACGGCGGUGGACGACGCAGCUCAGCGGAGCGCGGCUCGACGGGGUUAAAGUAUACUGAUAUCAGCACAAGAAGGCAAUUAAAAACAAAAAUUAUAUUCAGCAAACCACCAGACGUUGAUUAACGAUUAACUCUUCAAUCAUCCUGUCUCCAGCUCUCCAUUGGCUUGGAUGAAUCCAAAAUGGUGAAAACAAGGGUGGUGUUCUGAGACAGGCUGUUACCUUUGAAACAGGGGUGCUCUGAAAACGUUACGUACUUUCCUCCCAAUGAAAUUAACCAUAGAUUGUAAAUUGACGUGGAAAAAAUCAAGUCGACCAAUCAGAAUUUUGGUUGACUCAGCACGUAUCGAACAAUAAGUCUGCCAGUCGCCUAGGACUUUACAGCCCUAGUGCACAUGCAUGUAGACAUUAUGCAGUCAUGUAACACUGUAAGGGGGCUUUCAGGUCACAUGACUGAUGUAACUAUUGCAUGUGCUCAUGCCCCAGUAACAUAAUCAUUCUUUGUGCACACGGCAUUCUCAUUUUUUCUCAUUUAUAUCAACUAGGAAGAGGCUGAAUGCUAAUUAGUUUUCUUUUGAUGUAUGCUGACAGGCCGAGAAAUUUACAGUUCAGCUGAAAAUAUGACCUUCAAUAGGGGAGCAGCAUAAGCAUCCCUGUUUGUCAGAUUAUAGACUUUUUUUUUUUUUUUUUUUACCACUUCUACUACCCGGAGCAGAGUGAUUCUGCAUGAUAACAACAUUAGAGUUUUUCACCCUGAGUGUGACAUCAGAAGAAGAUGGCUGCCCUGGGACUUGGUUCUAUUGUGCCACUCAUGGCAGAGGUGCAUUUGAAACUGCUAAUGAAUUAGUUGUGUUUGGAGCAAAGCCAGGCACUCAGAGGCUAAGAUUAAAACUGCUCCUGCUAAUCAUAACAAAAGCCAUGGGAUUAGUCAUUGGAGAUAGAGUCAAGGUCCUUGCCCACACAGCUAAUUGAGCUCUUAUCUUGGCCCCGCUGGUAAUGCCAUUAAUCAUAAAUGGCAUGUCAUGUUCGGAGGAAAGUGUGGAUGCUCCGUGAGCUCCCGGUGAGCUGUGGAAGUGCUCAGAGCUUUGUUUUCAGGAGCAAGAGUGGAGCAUUCUGGGUGUCACAGGAAGAUUAGUCCAUCUGGGGGGUUCUGCCAUGUAGCCCAGACUCCACUAUGAAGGUGCUGUGAUUUGUCGCCUUUCUUUAUGAUCACAUUUGUGUUGGAUUCAUUGCAGCACAAGCCUCUUUUCUUGCUUUCUGUCGGCUGCUGAGACUAAUGAUAAUCUGCGGGAGUGUGAUUUGUUGCUCAGAGCAGACACAGAGCCUCUAUUUUCUUGUUUACUCUUCUUUACCGGAGGCGGUUUACCAUAGAUAUAGCCAACGAAAAUGGAAGAGCAAACAUUAUCUAUUGUUAACCACUUCAGUUGCUGCACAGCCAUUCUUAGAUGCCCUGUAGAAAUCCACUGGAAUACCUGUGAAACCACAUGCACUUGAGCUUACCCCCCUGUUUUAUGUUUUAUCUGCCUCUGAGCUGUUUUCCUCUUUGGAAAAUCUGUGUGCACAACCACACACUGUAGUCUUAUGACCUUUUGAUUGAGCGUAUUUUCCCCAGGAGAGGCCGAAUAAUCAGCUUUUGUGGUCCUGUUUCAAAUCACGCCCAACUUUAAUUGCCAGCCUGUGAUGAGGUAUAUGAGAACGCUCUAAAACAGGGGCACUCGCACGAGUGUGCGCUCGUAAAUUAGCAUGACAGUCGCAGGUGGCUGCAAUGGGAGUAAGAGGGAGGCGGAGAGAGGUGGAGGCGAGGUUACGAGCUCAGCGGAGUGAUUGAAAUCCCCGUUGUCGGGUGAUGGCUGCUCAGGUGAUUCUGCAAAAUGCUACAGUGCCUCAAAGCUGAAAACAGACAGAGAGAAAAGACUGUAGUGGUUUUAUUAUGAGAGGAGCAUCAUGAGAAAUUUGUCCUGUGCUGUCUGUUUCUGUCUUGUUUCUUGCAAGGGAUGCAUGUCAGAUGCAGCCUGUGAAACAAAUAUGCAUAACAUGGGGAGGCACAUGCACAGAUCUCGACGCAAUGCAACAACAUCCGACAGACAGGAGAGUAAAUUAUCUGCCAUGUAAGUGAAGAGAAACCAUAAAUCAAAGAAAUCCAAUGAGAGAAGUCGACUCAGCUGAGAGACUGGGUGGGAUUGGUAAAAAAAACCAACAAAAAAAAAAACGGUCUAAUACAGCGACAGAUCGAAAGUUGAUCAUAGAAACUCUGCAUAUUAAAAUUUGCAGCAAUGAAAAUGUUUUGAACAGCAAAUACUCAAAAUACUCAACUAGUUCUAGUACUUUAAUGCUCCUGUAAGAAACUUUCAUUUUGGCUCAGUUUUAGCACCCCCCUGUGGACAUCAAGUGUUGUUCGACAAAAAGUCUUAUUCUGCUGACCAAAUAAAACAGUUUUUUGUGGAUAUUUACCGUGGAAAAUAAAAACAGAGGUAGUUUAUGGCAUUAAUGUUACAACAUAAUUAUCAGUCUCUCAUGCAUGGUCUUGUAUGCAUCAAUGUGAAUUUAGCACGCUUUCAUAAAUAUUAACAACCCCUCACAGGAGCUGUAAGUGCAAUUUUAAAGUACGUUCAUUUAUUACAUCGAUUUUAGGGCUGUAAAACGACUCUUUUAUUAUUUUCUAGACCAAUAGAUUGUUUUAUUUUAAGUUAACUGUGAUUAAUCACACUUUAAGUAGCAAUCUUUCCAGGGUAUUCCUCACCUCUCACCCAAUAACAGCUGGGAUAGACUCCAAGCCCCGCCUCCAACCCCCAAAAGGAUGACCAAUGAAUGAUAUACAGUAAACUUAGUGACCUUGACAAUUAAAUUUAUCAUUCAGAAAAAUUCUGCACCCCUACACCAGUAUGGUCAUUUUCAUUACUCACUGAUUUCUAGUGAUUCCUGGUUAAUGCAACAGCAUUUGCACGUUUUAGGAGUUCCAGUUUGGUAGUUUGCUCUAUUUCACCGUGUUUUUCACCGUUAUGCCUAAAACUAUUGUCCCCAGUGAAAGUCAAGGAUAUGACCGGUGACGAAAAGAGAACCUGAGGACCUCCAAAGACCUGAAUCUUCCAAAAUAAUGACCAGCCAGUCAGUCAAAUAAAGAAUAUAAUUUUAUAUAUCAUAUUAAUUUAACUAUAACAUGUUUGUUUUAUUCUCAUAAUGGUGAGUUUUGCUGGUUUAUAAACGCCUGGGGCAGAAUAACUUUCACUUUUGUACACAUUUUAUAAAGGGAUCAAUACCAACAUGUUUUUCCUUCACUGACUGACUCCUUGGACUAAAAUACUCUCUUUUUAGUAACACUGGUGUUACCGCCUCCUCCUCCAACAAACAAAUAACCUAAGUGUUAUAAGCUGCAAAACACUAUUAGUGGUAAUUUGAAACUGCACAUACAUGGUGUUUUGUAGCAUUUUGCAGAGCAUUAAGUUGUAAUCGGCUGCACAUGGAGGACCAAAAGUACCAUUAAAAGCACGGUAAUGCCUUUGUAUUAUUCAGACAUAUCGGGCCCAUUAGCGCAGGCUCCAGGAAUGGCAUUCAUAUUACAAGCCACCAAGAUCUCACAAGAUGGAGCUCCAGGGAGAAAGGAACAGCUGAAGGAUGCAGUUUAAAAAUACCAGAUUGUUUUUCUCCAGGGCUGUGAUGACUCAUUACCCAGGCAGCAAAGCAGGAAGUCUUGUCAGUUGGGUCGUCCCACAGUACAGCGACACGCAAAUUGCGCCAGCACAUCACUUACAGUGCUUCAGUCGCUCAGGGACUGUGAGAACAGCCGUGCACAUUCACAAGCAGUAAACUCUCCUUGAAGGGUAACCUGUGUAAGGAUUCACGGGGAUGUUGUAUGCAGAUUGCAGGAGACUUUUGUUUUCUGGAAGGGAGCUGAGUGUCUCAGGUGGCUGCCAGGCGCUGACAUGUUUAUCCCUCCUCCUCAUCUCGUGCCUGGUUUGUUCAGAAGCGAGGGGUGCUGGGAGAUAGCCUGACCAGCCCAUCGUUCAAAUCCUGCUGCUCCGCUGUGACGACUUACCUCUAUUGGAUCUUUCCUCAGGUCUUAUCUGAUGGCUACACUGCCGUGAGGUGUUGUGAAAGUGAUGCUCACACGUCACCGGCUCUCCUCCUAUCUCACUGGAUGCAGCCCCUAGGCAGUGUGAGGGAGAUGGUGAGGGGGUUAGAGGGCAUAUUGAGGGCAGACGGCCAUGGCACUCAGCCUUGCAUCAUCCGUCACCUGGGAGAUAAAGAGCAGGAGUGAUGACUUCCCAGCUUGAGCUGAGCUUUGGGCCAGCGCUCGACCUUUCCGGCAAGAAAGGUGACUGAUCCGUGGAGGGCUCUGAUGUAAAGAAGUGCCCUUAUCACGCCAACGGGGAGGGAGAAGAGGAGAUAGCAGGGGGACAUGUGAAGAAAUUUAACUGAUUCAGGUCUUGGCUUGGCUGGGAUGCUCCAUUCUGUCAUUCUGUCUUCAUCCCCACAUUUUCUUCUCUCUAUCCCUUCCUCCCUCCAUCCUUCUUAUCUGAGCUCCUCUGCAGAGAAAUCCAUUUUCCUGCAGCAGGCCGCUUUGUCUGCUCAGGGUGCGGCGGUACUGAGGCGGCUGGUAAAUAAUGCACAAGUCUUCCACUAUUCUUCGGAAGGAGGAAGCGCUCACUAUAAGAUCCUCUCUGAAGUGGGCUUAUUAAACCAACCAGGCUGCAGCAGUCUGGAAUCCUUUUUUAAAGGGGCAAGGUGAGGUAAAAGUGAGGGUGUCCCAAAAGGAAAUAUCAGCCUUAAAGGCCCAUUUCUCCACUCCUCUGCCCACUGAAGCCAAAAGAGGAAACCAAAUGGGAGAUGCAGAGAGCUCCCAGAGUCACUAAGUGUGUCUUUGCUUUGGUGCACUGCAGAGCUUCACUUUUGCCAAAAGAUGAGGUUGCUGACCUGCCUGUGGUGACUCAGACAUUGAUCUGCAUAUUGGUUUUUAGUUUAUGAUAUUAACAUUUGAAAAUGUGCACUGAUGAUGGUCAGACCAGGAAGGCCGUUGCAAACCCUCCAUGACAUUUUCAUCCCAGGUGCUUUGACCCAGGUAGGGAUGCCAACAGGUACUGGAUCAACUGAUAGCUGAACCGUUGUGGAACAUGCCUUUAUAACAUGUGGUCUUACAUUACAAUCAUCUUUAAGAUUUUCUGGGACCUUACCCCACAAAGUCAACAGACUCGAGAAGAGAUUUUCCGAGCUAGUGAGUCUGGCACGUAUCCACAUACCUGCAACAGUGAUGCCUCCUUAGCAUCUGCACAUGCUCGUUUUCUUAAUAAGAACAAGUGUUCAUAAAACUGGAUGGCGAGUCUGAAACAUUUAGCAGUAUUUUUGCAUUUCUUGCCUGUACACCUGCAAAGUCUAUUUUUAUAAAUCUGCUACCCAAGUUGAUGUUUGGCGUGUUACAACAAUGUUUAGGCCUCAAUAUGUUCAGUGGCUAUCCAGCAAUGCCAGCUGAUUCUGGUACGCUCCAAGAUCAAGGGAAAAUGUGUUUGUUUUAUGACCGUUUCCAUAUGUCCAUGAUAUUAAAAACUUCAAAUUUACUGAGUCUCUUUUGCAUGGUUUGGCCAAGUGUCUAAUACCUAGGACGCAUUCAUACCAGGACUGUUUGGUUGAUCCAGGUGGUAUGAAUGCGCAAGCAAACCAUGGUCUGGAUCGAACAAACAGACUGUUGCAGCUUGAUCUAACACCAAACUGACGUGUUUUGAUUGACUCCCAGGACUCCUGGCUGACACGCCGAUGGCUUACCGUAAGCUUUGUUCAAAAAAGGUAGUUUCAACUGGGAUGCACAAUAAUCCAUAUUUAUUUUGCAAACAGCGAAUACAUACUCUUUCUUCAAUUCAUACAGCAUAACUCACAGCCGCCACCGCGUCGGUCAAAAACCGUUUGGUCCUUCCGGUAUCAACAAACCAACAACAGGUGAAAUCAAUCAAUGUUCCCUAAAUACCUGUGGUCGUGCCACAGGACAGCGACACCCACUUACUCAAUUGAGUACUACACCAGGUGAAUAAAAUGAACCGCUCUUACACAGUGAAUGGCUGUUACACAGACCAUGGUCCUCUUGCCACUGCCACUCAUGUUAGAUGAGAUAGGCCAAAUCCCAUCUUAGGUAGGGUCUUGAUAAUUCAUCAAACAAUGAGUGUGGUCCUGCUCUUUUUCUUUGGAAAGCAUCUUGGGAUGACGACUGUCGUGAAUUGGUGCUAUAUAAAUAAAUUUUAAUUGAUUGAUCGAUCGAUCCAGACCUUCUAAGCGGGCUUUGGGUGGGAAAGGCCCCUUACUUAAUGCAGCAAAGGUCCAGGUCAAUGAACCCCCAGACUUAGUUCAAGGCUCAGUGAAGAGGGUUAAUGUCAUUUUUGAUUCUAGGGACCCCCUCAGAUGAAAUCUAUAACCUUACCCUGACUUGUCCACUUUUUAUGCCUCUUACAAAUAAAUCUGAGUGUUUCUGUGUUUCCUUCUCCUGUUUUCACCCAGUUCCCUGCAACUCUACUCCCAUGGUGUUUCAUUUUUAGCCAAAGUGCUGCAAUGGUUGUCAUUUCUCUUUAGAGCGUUGCAGAGAAUAAAGCCCUUCCAGUGUGCUUGGAGGUUUAUACUCUCUGCUGUGCUUUAAUACAUACAGUAAAUAGUGUUUGAGUCAACAGAGGAGGGCCAGUUCUGUUUCAUAGUUACAGUUUUCUCAUGCUUUGAGUUGAAGCAGAAGGUCUAGGAUGGAGAAUGAAUCAGAUAUACGCGGAGGCAGGUGGAAGAUAUGAGAUUCUAUAGCUCACUAGUGUCAAAAAUCCACCUACAUAUGCUUGCACAGAGUACUGCAGCCUCCACAAAUAUUUACCGGAUUCUCAAUAGUUUUCGUUGCGCAACAAACCCCGACAUAUUGCUUUGACAGAACUAUUUUGGAAAGAAAAUCCUGCGAAAAAACACAAAAACACAAUGAUGAUGGGAGGAAAACACUGCUGAGAGCAGUGCUCUUGUUACAGGGCAGAACAGCAGAAGUAGGCCUCGUUUUAUUGGCUCGGAUACAUCUGCUUGCAGGAGCUGACUCCGAAGAUGAAAGGAAGGGAGAGGUUUGUCUUUUCCAGGUCAACAAGCCUCCAGGGCUGCCUACACAUCCAAAAUAGAUGGAUCUACAAGAAAGUUAGCCAGAAUUAGUUAGCGCUUGCACAAUGAUCUACCUCAUUUUCCUACAUUUAUUUUAGUCGUUUUGAGUUGUGCUAGUCUCAGGAUGUCUCUCUCCCUUAGGCAGUUUUUUCCAGACGCUUGUGGGCACAUUGUGUCUCUGUAUUCCUUCCCCUGCAAUUCUGAUGAGUCAUGCACCGGCAGAAGAAAGAAAUUAGAGUCAUUGUUUGAGAUAAUGGAGAACUAAUGGCUGCCUUAUGAGCCUGUGUUGUGCAGUGCGACACUAACACCAUGUAAACACCAGCAGCACGACAACAAAUCCAGUCAGUCACCACAAACUGUAAACUGGGCUCCACCUGCCUGCCCUCGUCCCAGUUAUCCGCCUCAUUCAUCUUCAUCCUCUUGAGAUCUCAUCGACCUCCCUGCCUCCUUUAGACGACACUCCAGUCGCUCUCUGUCAAUCACGUGUCAUUAAAACGACCCAGCCUCCUUACACACACACACAAAACUCACACACAGACCAUAUAUCCCACAUGCUUUUCUUGUCAUGCUGUUUCAGAUAAACUCUCUCCCACAUAAGUCCAUGCUCACCAGAGCUUCUUUGUGGCUUGCAUCUCAAAUAACAGCCUGAUGAGCGCCGUGCUGGAUGACCUGACAUGGUGCGCAAUGUUGAUCUGUCUGUCUUACGAUUGGUAAAAAUAACUCUGCUGUGUUCAACCUGCUUGUUCUGGCACUGGGUGUUUAAAAGAAAACUUCUGUAUCAGCUUUCCUCCAAGGACCAGGCACAGAUGGCCAGUUUCAGUGUAAAAUACUCAAAAUGAAGGUUUGAGACAAAAGAAACGACUGUUGUGUGACUGUUUCAGGAACAAUAGUCACCAACAGGAAGAAGGUCCUCACAGUAUCUUACAUCUACUUAUCACAGAAACUUUUAAAAUUGCCUAAAAUAGUUGUGAGAAGACUGACCUGUGAUUUAAAUGAAAAAAAACAUUAACACACCAGAAGGUCCUUUUUACACUGGCCAUUCAAGAUGGGGUUUUUACGCUGCUAUAAAAGCUCUCACAAUGACCUCUGACAUCCAAUGUUUUAAUAAUAAUGUUCAGUGAAAACCUGCAAAAAGUCCAACAAUUCCCCUCUCUGCCGCAUUUAAAAAGUUGCCAAGAUCCAAACACAUCUUUAAUCCAAACACAUUACUGUAUAUCCUCAAGAUUCAGAAAUUACUCCAAAUCUACAAAGGCUGUGUAGUUAUGUUUAAGUUGUCUGUCCAUCUUACCAAGCAAGAGCAGAGUUGAGAUCCUUCUUUCUCAGUUAAACAAAAGUUAGUUACACAGGAGUUCACAGGAGCGAUAGGUGCUGCACAUGAUAAAACAAAGAUGAAAAUGAGAAGACGAGAUGAAGCAGCAGCUGAAAGCAAACGAGCCGGCAGCCCUUUGAGUGACGGUUUAGCACUUAUACCAAUCAACUGAACAUUUUCCAAUUUCUUUCAUUCAGUCCUGUCACAUAGGAUCUACAAGAGGCAUAUUUCAAAAUAAAAGCAUGCAUUUACAAUGCUGGAAAUAAAGCAACUGAAUGCAAGGCAGGAAAUUUUCCAAAAUAAAAGCAUGACAAGCUCUGUUUUACAAGGUCAUGUCUUCCUACAACAAGUCAAGAUCGCAGGAUUGGCGAUGGCUUCACUCUUGUCCUCUUUUCAGUUUGAUUGCGUUUUAUUGUGAAGCUUUCAAUAAAUAUCCCAUGAUAUCAUUAUGAUAUUUUUUGUGAAAAUUGAGAGAGGCUUUUGCAGAUAAAUCUGUGCUUUACUUUACAAAUGCUGUGCAGCUCGACCAAUAACUCUUACACUUUGAAUAUUUUUUUACUCUUUCUAGUUCUUAUAACCAUUUUGAGAUGAAUUUUAAUAGAAAGCUCUGUAAAGUAGAACAUAAACAUUUAACUACAAGAUGCUACUUUGAGUUCAGUGUGUCAACUGGUGAAUAUAACCAUGUUUCAUAUGAAAUUAUUGAUAUUAGCCGCUCUAAAUCACUGGUCGACUUGCAUGAUGGCAGCUCUUCCUUACUACUUUCUUCAGUUAAGGACGUGGUGUCCUUGCGUCUUAUUGAUAUAUCCUGUUUUAAUUUAAUGUCAUGAAUCAUUUGCAUACUUAUUUACAUGUGUCAAUAUUUGGACUGCAAAUGAAAAAGAAUGCUUGUAUCAUUUAAAGUGUCUGCUUCCAUAAGUAGGUGUGUGUUUGCACUGCGUUAUCAAUCAAUCAAUUAAACAUUAUUUAUAAGCACUUUUCCUACAGGAAUGUGACUCAAAAUGCUUUACAGUCUUGUUAAAAACAAAAACGAAAAAUGAUACCAGAUGCCCCCUUACCCCCCACCCCCACCUACACACACACACACACACACACACACACACACACACGCAUACAUGCCAACGCACCCGCACAUACACACAUUAAGAGAAUGGGCAUGAGGCUGAGUACAGAUGGACCAGUUACAUCUGGGCGUCCUGGUUGUUGCAUCCACUUGGGUGAAGAUGAGUCCAGUGAUGCUUGAAGCCUCACUUGUAGGUUAAAGUCUGUCUCUCUGUAGUUGCCUGUUCUCUGUCAGUCUGAGGUGAUUGUAGAUGACACAUCUGCAGCAAGUCUGCAUAGUCAGCCGGCCAGUUCAGCAGAGUGCAACAUAGCGAAACUGGAGACGAGUGAGGAAGGUUAGAUGACACAUUAUGGCUGUAAAAAGGGUGUCAAUAAUGGUUUGUCUUGUGGAGCAAUCUCAGGCUCAUUUUUGACAUUUCUCGCCUCAGGCAGCAGAUCUACCUGUUUCAAUCACUGCUUUUUCACAUGAAUGAGAAAUCUUCCCACUCAAAGUACCCCUCUGUGCUUUACAGUGCAUUCACCUAUGCAUAACCUUGAAAUGACUAAUGUGUGCGCUUGCAGUUGUUUCUAUCCCAGGCGCCAGAGCUUGCUAAGGUUAAGUGGGGCGUGCACGUCGAGAACAAAAGUGGCAAAGGUGUUCGCCAUUUAGAAAACCUUCCCGGUUCCCCCUGCGGCUACACUUUCCUCCACAGCAAUCCUCCAAACCAACUAAAUAGAUUACUCCCAGAAUGACUCUGGUUUAGUUUAGACCGGUCAAAGAUUAAGUGCUUGUUUGAUGUAUUUUUUCCCCCCAAUUGUAACUCACACAAACACAACACUUCAUCCAGAGCUAGUUUCUCUUUCAACAAGUGCCAGUCGAAGAGGGCUGCUGCCAAACAACAGGAAUUUGGUGGUAAUGAAGCUGUCAGGGAGAUGUGGAGUGUGGUACGCUUUCUCCACUUCCACAGGCCUUGAAAACAGAAUGGAGUAUUCUUUAAGAGCUCAGCUAUUAGCAAAGACAGGCCUCUCAAAUUUUGCAACCACUCAUUACCAUGUGUUUGCAGCCCAGAUCUACCUUCAUGUCCGAACUCUAGAGAGUCCCUGUGGGUGCUGCUGCUGCUCUUUUCCUCUCCCCCUGACUCGCCACAUAAGCAUUAUCAGAAACUAUCUUACAAUAUUAACCGGGGCUGUUAUCCUUUCUGGAUGACAGUGCAGUGAUUCAUUAGGGCCCCCUUUUGCCUUCAUGUAAGUGAAGCGCAUUAGCUGUGAAGGCCGCGAUCCUGGAUGAUUCUGCAUUGUUGAUGUGAGAGCCCCCGAACUGCAUGAGACACCAGUUUUGGGAGUGAUGAAUCAUGUUUGUGGAGCACACUCCAGGAGUGAGGACCCCUUUUAAAAUGUGAUUGCAGCAAGUCAUAAUUGAGUCAGAUGGGAGCGAAAGCACAUGACGCAUAUUCCAUAAUAAUCCACAGUAAUUUAUACUCCAAUUCAUAUCCCUGUGAUUACAGCACAGAAUAUGAAUGAGACACCUACAUCCACAGACUGUCUCACUCUCAGUGUUGUCACCUUCUGAUUCCUCAGAGAAGUGUAAUGAAGCCCAAACAAUGCUGAUCACAAUGACCUGUCAAGUCAAGUCAAGUCAAGUUUAUUUGUAUAGCACAUUUCAGCAGCAGGGCAAUUCAAAGUGCUUUACAUGAAACAAGCAGGCAAAACAUUCAACACAAUGGAAAAGUUGUGAGGUAUAGUUUGGUUGUUGGUGGAGUGGACUCUGAUAGUGUGUGGUGGGUUGUGUUGGCCAUUAUCGUUCCACUCCACACACAAUGAGAUCAAAAUAGUGAAAUCUGUCAGUAUUUGUCAUCCUGUGUGGGGUGUCUCACGUUUCCAAACGGUUUAAGAUCUUCAAAUCUUUCAGUGUGAGCCGGGCUGUAAUGGUUGAAUCACACAUCCCACGGAGGCCACGGUCCUUAAAGUGGGCAGCUCUUUGUGGAAUGUCAUUUCCUGAGCUCUAUUCACAGUUUUUUUUUUUUUUUUUCAACUUUAUUCUCUAUCCUCUGUAAUAUAUUAACAAACAUGUAAACUUGGAAUAAAUCAUCAUCUCUCGAUCUUUCUUGACAGUUUAGGGGCUACAGUAGUCUACAAACUUCAGUCAGCCUCUGUGCUGAACUGGUAAGAGACACAGUUUUUAAAUGUCUCAGCACGAUACUUUGGCUAAAGUCACUUUUCCUCCAACCCCUGUGGGAUACCUCAGGGCUUCAUAUUAGGACCUUUACUGUUCACCCUGUAAACUCUCCCUCUAGGCCUUUUACUGUAUUGGGUCAGCACUGGUUGUGCCUUCUGGAUAGAUUUGAUUUAAUAAAGCACUACUAACUAGAGAAAAUGUUCCACUUUGGGGUGGAAAGAAGCUACAAGCAGCUUAUCAUGGUGUGAGAUUUGGGUGGUCACUGGGCCCAAUCAGGUUUCUGGCACUCCUGGGCUGCAUCCCCAGACCCCAGACACUCAAAACAAUGUGGUUCAUGUGAAGACAUUUGAUUGGGAUUCAGCACAAUACAGAUCAAUAAAAGCAAAAAUAAAAGGCAGUUCACUUUAAGGCUCUAUUUUAUUUGCAGAAAACAUUUUCUUUUACACAUCUGAAAAUGUCUGAACCAAUCACUGUGAAACCAAUUUUUCCCAAGGACUAAAACUACCCAAACCUUAACGACGCUCGCAUUAGGGCUGAGCUUGAAGUUCACUGAAGUCGUUUUGUUUUGAUCCCUAAAAUUAAAAAGUCUCCAUCGACCCUGCUCCCUCAUUUUUCUGCGUUUCCUUGCAGAUUCGACUCUCACGUAAAUCCUCUUUGUACUUGAGGCUGCUGACACACAGCUUCUGCUUUGAACAAAAAAAAGGAUGCUUUCUAAAAUGUUGUUAACACCUGCACGAAAGUCUGCCUAAGAGCUAAGCAACACCGAGACACAUGGGGCAUGUUCUGAGCUCCCCUCAUUUAUUUUCUCUCCAGCCAUGUGGAGAUAAGAUAAAGCCUUACACACUCUGUUAAGCAAAAAUGCUUGGCUGCACUGUUGGCAGCCUGUACGGCACAGAAAACCCAAAGUAGGGCAUCCUGAAUUUUUUCAUCCCUCUGUGGUUUGAAGAGUGCAUCUGGACACCCCACACACUCACGCUCUGCGGACGCCUGCAUUAUUUUCAGCUUACACUGCCUGAAUUAUGCAUCUUACAUGGUUUCACAUGUGGAAAUUGUCCAUGUCUGUGACAUGUGGAGGAGGGCACAAAGCUGGAUUUGAGCCAUUCUGCUGAACCUCAUGGGUGGACUCGACUCCCAAACGCCUUGUGUGGAACAUUUCACAGUGAGCUGCAGCAGCACUGAGGGCCUUUUGGUUUGCUGCCAACUAUACAAUAGAGUUGUGAGGAAUGUGCCAUUUCUGCCCCCUUAUCCCGCGGCACUACGCCACCACACCACAAUUAAUCCACUGUAGUGGCAUUUAAGCAUAUCUAACUCUAUCCCAGCUGUCUUUAAAUGCAACUUAGAGGAAAAGCACCGCCAUUUUCGCAACUAGGCUGAUUGAUAGUUGCAGGAGUGCAGCCCAUUUAUACAACAAGAGGUGUAAAUGUGUCCAUGCUUUGCUUAGAGGGACACUUUGCCAAUUGUAAAUGACAGACUUUAACAGUCACAAUAGCUGCUGAAUGGCAUGUAAAAGCAGCUUGUGGACUAAUGUUGUUGUUUUGCUCUUCAGGAGAUUUGUUAAAUCUGACAACACUUAAAGUUUUUCCAGCCCAGGCUUCAGGAGGGCUAAUUUGUAAUAGAGAAAGCCUUCAAAACAAACUGCGCAGUUUAAAAGACUCAGGCACUUACAAUGCAGGGAUGGCAAAUAAGGGAUGGUUAUCGAUUUGCAGUCGCAGAUGUGGGAUCAAUCGUUUCUGGAGCUUGACCUGGAGACCAGAAGUCAGGAUAUCAGGGCCUCGUGGAGCAUCAAUUGUGAUCUUUCUUUUUAAAUGUUUUUCCCAUUCUCUGAAAGGAAAUAUUGAUAAAAGUUCAGUCAAUUAAUCUAUGUGUAGGUUAAAAUAGCAUCAACAAAUGCAAAAUAUUACAAGUUUUAUUCCAGUUUGAUCAAUACUCCAAAACCAUGAACAGCAUUAAAAGUACAGAAGUAGCAAGUCACAGUGGCAUCAGUUUUGAGUUUAAUCCCUGCAUUAUUGCGCAAUUACACAAAAUCUGUUAAUGGUUUUGAUCGGUGCAUGUCACCUGCAGAUUUACAGUGACAUGUUCCUUUAAAGGAGUUUUUGAUGGGCUGUAUUCAAUCUGCCCUGAAAGUUUUUGUUUAGUUUGACACAUUAAAAAAAAGUUCUUCGUAAAAUCAGAAACUGUUCCUUCUGAGUUUGGGUGCUUACUUUGACCUCACAUGACAACAUUGUACAAUUGCAGAUACAAAAGUGGGAGCUUAUUGCAUUAUAAAUGCAUACACAGUGUAUCUGAACAGUGUUAAACAAGCUCAAACAAUGCCCUCUAUGGGAGGCUUACCAUCUGCAUUUACAUGUACGAAGUUAGCCAAAAGUCUGCUAGCUUGAUCUUAAAAAACAUGGAAAUCCUUAUUUAAGUUAAGAUAAGGUAAGCUUUUUUUAAUCCCACAAGGGGAAGUUCCCAUUUACAGUUUAUCCUUUCCAAGAAACAUACAGUAGACAGAUACAUACAGGCUGACACAUUUACAGGCUAACGGAAUUAGCAUUGCCAUUGUGCAUGCUUUUCAGUUGAAAAAAAUAAAUGAAUACAUACAAAUAAAACAACAAUGACUGACUUCUACCGACAUAUUUAACAAAUAACAUCUAACACAUCCAACCUAAAACAUAUUUCCAAGGCUCUAAGAGAUAAGUGCUACUUGCUGUGUCACUUAUUCUAACUGAUGAAACUAUGGUAGUCUGAAAGGCUCAAAAAACCCAAACUCAUUUUGCUAUAAUGGCACCAUAUCAGUGUUAAUUUUAUUGAUUAAUUAUUUUCGUCAUAGUUCUCAUUAACAAUAAUUUUCCCCUGACCAAAUGAGACAGUAUCUAAUAAAAACAAACAUGGACAAAAACUAGAACAAAAUUAACUGAAACUUUCAUCAACAAAUAACAAUGAGAUGGAAAUAUUUGACAGAGAUUUACUUGAAUCAGACUUAAUUUUGUCAUGUAUAAAGUAGGGAUAAGUUAGGAAUACAUUCAUACAUCACAACUGCGAUAGUUACAUGGUCAGGAUGAGUUGGGGAGAGAUCCAAUCAGAGCUUCUUUCUUUAGGAGGUUAGAUUUUCCUCUGCAAGGACAGAGAUGUCUGUACGAUGCACACAUCUCACAGCUCAUCUUAUGGCUUCAAAAAGUAAUGGUACUGUGUAAUAGCAUUUUUAACACAAAAAAAUGUUAAAAUAGAAUGGUUGUAAUUUUGUCAAUGACCAAUUUUGAGUAAUAUGUCGUAAGGUUUUUUUUUUUUUUUUUUUCUUUCUUUAAAGUACAAAUCUGAUGGUGAGGGGUUUCCUUUUAUAGAUAUUUUUCUUACAACAUAAUUGAGUACUUCAUGUAAAAACGUUUGACAAUAAACACAGCAAAAAUCAUUAUUUAAUACUUUACAAUAACAGUAAGCAGGGUUCAUAGGAUUUUAGCCUACUUUGUCCUUGAAUAUUUGGGGUAUUUCAGGGAUAAUUCAAUGUUUGUCUGUAAUUGACAAUUUAUAUACUCAUGGAGAGCAGGUUUACUGUUUGUUGUAAAUUCUAGUAUUGUUACUGAGAUCCUUUACCAAAUAGCCUAAAUAAAGGUGACUGCAUUUCACAUAAAAGUUGAAUUUGUGUCUGUUAAUUAAUACAUUCAAACUUUACUUGAAUCCAAUAAAGGGUAAUUAUAAGUUUCAUUAUAUCCAAGUGUAAAACAUGACUUCAGAAAUUCAAGGAAACAAAAAGAAGGCCUUACCCUUUACACAUUUUUAGUUGACUAAGUUCACAGCAGAUUUCACAGGCGAAAAUGUUGUGAACUUUAAUAAACUAAAACAAGACUAAAAUUAAAACAAUCUACAUGACUAGAUUAUGACUAAAACUAUAAGAUAUUUGAGGCAAAAGAAUAUAACUAAAACAAAUAAAUAAAAAAGUGCUGUCAAAAUUAACACUGCCCUGCAUGCCCACAGGGGGGCAACACAGGUGAUAAAAGAGACCUGAAAAGGGCAGUGAGGCGUCUCUGUAAUGUAUGACCCAACAGACAAAGUCUAUAUAUGUCAUAUUUAACACCUGUAACUGCUUUGAAGGGUUAGGCAUACUCAUGAAACAACCACAGCCGAUAUUUACAGGAUUCAUCAGUUUUGUCAAUUAACGCCACUAGAACCAGACAAAAUCGAGUAUGACUGGAAAACUGUUGGUAUGUCUCUGAAAAGUGCUGCUGCUUCCAAUCACAUCGUCUCUGCAUGAACUUGCCUCAUCCAGUUUUUUUAUGACUUGUGUCAGCAGCAUUCUCUCUCUCGUUCUCCGACUCCCUCUCUUGCUGGCGUUCUUCAGCUUGGUGAUGCUGAGAGCACAACAGCUGUGCAGCACACACCAGUUGCCACUUUUUAACUUUUUUUUUUUUUUUAUAAUGAACGGCUGUCAGUGUUUCUGUCCUCAGAGUGCAAGAAAUGGAGCUGAGUGGAAGAAAUAAUUUGCAGUGACAUCAGUUGGCAUCCAUAUGUGGUGCAUGGUUUGGUGAAGGGAGCUUAGGUGGGAGGCAGCAGAGGGAUCCUGCAAGGGAAUAUUAAAUAUGAUUUACUAUCUAUGCUGAUGAUACAGUCAUGCAAAACACUGAUAGCUUGGUACUUUGGAAAUGGUGCCUUUUUUUGCAUCAUGCUAAUACUUCGUAGAGGAACUGUACUUUUUAUGUCAACUUUGGUGCCCCCUGUGGACAAAGCAGCUUUUGCUUAUCUUGAUCUCUACAUGCUUAAGUGUAAUUUCUGACAAAUACUCUCACCCUGCUGACUUUUAACGGUCUAAUUUAUCAUUUAUCUUCAAUUUUUUUGCAGGAAUUGUAAACAGGGCUGUCACUUACCCCCUCACACCGGCCUAACUGUCAUAGUCACAGGUUGAAAAUCUGCAGUUUAUGGGGUCGCUUUUUCAACCCUCACACCCAGAGUUAUUGACAUUGUAUUGUUGGCUAGCUAAUACUAACAUUAACAUUCGUCACUAAACAAUCAUUACACAUUAUGCUCUUUUCUGUGAUGGACUUAACACAUUGGAAACAUAAUUUUGAAGUAUCUUUGGGCCAAAAUAUUAAAGCAAUAAUUUGCACAUAUUUUCUGUUUUGCGCCAUAAUUUUACGUGUGAGUCUUGGCAGUAUUAGCAUUUACUCAAUUUAAACUGCUCAGUUUACUUCCUAGUGUUUCCUCUGUACACAGCAGUUUGUUAAUUUCAAGUGUAUCACAGUCCUGAGUGAUCUCCUGCUGAAAGGAGAUCUGAGCCAGGAGGUCAGAGCAUUGCUCAGGGGUCAAUGGUAAUUUGAUAUCAGUUGUAAAAGGAGAGAACUCUUCACUUCCACUUUAUCUUCCAAUUGCUCACCGGUGGAGUGGGGAUUCGAUCCGACAGCCUUCUGAUUGCAAGCUCAUUCGCUCCCCAUCAGCCUGCCCCACUUCAUGGUUGCUGCUGUCACUUCAUUCCAGUUUGACACGACAACUCAUUGGUCUGCAUGCGUUGCUGGACCAGAAGUAUUCAUUUAAUGUCUACGGCUAUUGAUUCUAUGGUUCUCACCUCCGUGUGGGCUCGCAUAUGUUCCCACUCAUACUUAAAGAUCCAUACAGAGCCUCAACUUCCCCCACACACCCCAUCGUCUGGCUCUGUUUUCCCUUCCUCUGCCUCCCUCAGUUAUUCAUGAGCCAUCUGCUGGGGCGAAUGGUGUGUCAGAUGUGUGUCAAACAGGACCUCAUCUGUCCUCCCUGUUCAUCUUCUAAUUGUGUCCUCGUGUGCACGCCAGAGUCGCCGCCGACACCUCAACAACACUCCACUAACCACCAAGCUACUCCAGCCCCACGCUCCAGUCCAUCGUGUCCCAGAUGAUCAGAUUGAUAUGAUGUGUGCAACAUUAUUUAAGAUCAGAGCAUCUGGUUCAUCAAUGUUGUAAGGACUAGGAACAAUCUGAUCUGUUUUUGUGGGCUCAUGCAUUGGCAUGUGAUGAAAUAAGUAGCUCUUCAGUUUCCAUUCAGCAGGAAUAACAUCAAAGUAAGACACCAACAAGAAGUAAAAUUAAACUGCACCAAGGUUAAAAAAGUUCUUGAACGAACGAGAAAGAAAUCAAAUUCGACCUAGAAGUUGGAAUAAUUUUAUUGAGACCAGCGCAGAGGAAGAAAACCAGCUCUUGAAGGCCACGCUCAGUGACGGGGUGAAUACAAAGGCCAUAAAAAGGCCAAUGUGGCCUCCUGAUCACAACCUGUUCCAUAUGAAUGUGCCCUAAACCAACCAAUCCUUCUGCAAUUCAGCAACGCUCUUGAAAGUGAAGAGCAUUUCUCCAGUAUAAUAAGACCUUUUCAUGGGCUUAUUAGGGGAGAGAGGUUCAAAGCAAACUUGAAUGGAAUAUUCUCCUGGUCUGCCAUGACAGCGUUACUGUAGGCUACUCUGUAAUUCACGUCCUCUCUGAAACUAGCACUUUAUCUCAAACUCCACUGAAGUUCAAAGAGGAGCACUGUUUAAAUUUAAAGUUUAAAUAAAGACAAAAAUGUUCAACUCAAAGGGAGGCCGACAUUUGCACUUUCAGGAAAAAAAAAUGAUGGUUUUGAAAAGGAUAAAGGACCUUUUUUUUUUCAUAUCAGCACGUAACUCCCACAUAAAUCAAUUAAUCGAACUCUGUGUUGCAUCAUCUUGUAUGAAAAGUGCAACACAAAUAAUUAGCUUCAAGCAAAGUCAGAGGUUGUGUUAUAAAGCCCUCGGUUACAGCAGUAUUUAGUCAAUAAAAACCUUUUAUGAGUAAGGACAACUGACUGAGAAAAAAGGAUAAUAUCUGUGAAGACAUGACGUUUAAAGAGACUGAAAUGUGGUCCUUUGUGCUGGUUGUCAUAAAAAGAAGGUGAGAUAAAGAGGAAGCAGCAGCCGCUGGCAAGCUAUCUGUAGCAUCCCUCUGUGAGAAUAUCGAGUACUUUUAAAACUCAUGUCCAAGAUUUAUUGUGAAUCCAGGAUUGGUCAAAACUCCCAAAUCAAUAAUGUUUCUGCUUAUCGAGUCUCGAGGCCCUGUGAAGUGAUGUCAUACUGUGAGCUAAGCUAGUCAUAUCAAUGGUGCAAAACAGCGAUAGAUUACCUGAGAAAGUGUUAAACAUGCAAAGAGGUCCAAAGUGUAGCUGCAUGAAACCAAAGACAAAUAUAAUAUGACUGAGCACAUCAGCAUUGUGCAUCAAGUCAAGCCAAAAACCUGCAGAACCUUUGACUGUCUGCUGCUUCUGCAGGGCCGCCAUCCUCCUCUUCACCCAGAGCCUACUCAGGGUAAACACAGCCUGACUUUAGAGCAAGUCCAGUUUGUUACAGGUUAUAAUCCAAUGUUGAAAUCAGCAGGAUAAAAGCUAAUCAGCUCACUAACCAAGGUGACAGAUGAAUGCACUGUGAGGUGUACAGGGUUGAGUCAGUAAAACAAGAGUUAGGCAAAAGUAAGUCAUAUAGUAUAAUAACGUGUUCAAAUGUCACAUCCAGGAACAGAAAACAUAAUUUUUGGAUAAGUUCAAAAGUUUAAGAGGAAAAAAAUAACAGAAAAGACUGACUUGUAACGUGUGGGUGACUUGUGUGCUGACUACAGCGCAGCAGGGCUGAAAAAGAGGUUUGCAAAUGCAUCAGGUGAACAAGGACUGCGAGCGAAGAGAAUCAAAGAGGGGACCAUCAUUCCUAAUAACCCUUCUCUGUAUGCUAAAAGUCACUGAAUGUGCAUAUGCUCAUCAGUGUGUCAUUUCCUCUUUGUUUAAUUUUAUGUCUUUGUUGCUUUUUUGUCUGACGCCAAGUCCAUGUCUGAUUAGAUAACAUUAAACCUUAAUUUACACAUAAAACUCCAUUUAACCACAAUUUAAAAAUGAUCAAGUGAGCCCACACAGCCGGGGAGCCAGGGUGACCACAUGUCAUUUGUUUUUAGCUUUGAAAAUGAGAAUGAGCAGCAGAAGGAAGAGCAGACGGGAGCAAAACAGUCAGCUAUUGAUGACAGGCUAGUAAGAACAGAUAUAAACACAUUCAUCUCAGACUAAUACAUAGAUAAAUAAGUGACACAGAAAGAGGCAGCCGAGUCCCAGUCAGCUGUCUGUCCACACUCGGAUCAGACAGAAACAUGUUCAACAAACACUAAAGAACGUCCCCACAGAUCCAGAACCUGGGGGGGUAUCCAGAACACCCCUGUGUGGGGACCGCAGGUCUUAAUAAAGUUUGAGAAUUAAAACUCACAGCCCUUUACAUCAUGUCAUUUCCCUUUGAUUAGCACAGUUAGGUACUAUUUGUCACCUGUGCUCCACUCCACUUCCAAAACCAGUAGGUGCCAAACAGAUGUGAAGCAUGCCAUUGGCUUAUAAGGAGGCAGGCCCAGUGGAAGGUACUAAGUAUUUAAGGGGUGGACAUGAGAAAUAAGAAGGCUCUUUUAAUGGUAAGCUAGGUAUUAACUUUAUUUUCAUGCAUUUGGAUGUGAAUUUGUAACCCCAUUACUAAUGUUUGGAGCAUAUGAAGACCAGAUAAGGGCCCAAGGGGUCAUAAUUGAUCACAAAUCAUUGACCCCUGACUCUUGGUAGGAUCCAGUUGCUAUAAAGUAAGAGGUCUUUUGGAGAUUAUUAUUUUUAAGUGUUGCAAGAGCCCCACACGAGACGUUACCCUUUUUUUGUCAUCUUUCCUAACUUUUAGUUUUUUUGCACAUAUUGUUAUUUCCUGACUCUUAGACCUACAGGUCAGUUAUUUUACCUCAAAUAGAUAAACUUGGUUUGCAAUUUUGAGGUCCAUGUUUUGAAGCUGUGGACCUGCCUGCUCUCUACCAGCUUCAACUAUCAUCAGUCUCAUCUCUGUCCAUCUCUCUCUGUUUCUUCAUCUUCCUCUCACUCCCCUUUAAAGCCAGCUAAGAUUCAGCAGAUGACUGUCUGACAUAGGUCUGGUUCUGCUCAAGGUUUCUGCCUGUUAAAGAAAGUUCUUCCUGUCCACUGUAACUUGCUAAAGGCUGCAUAGUGCUACACUCAUGUGGUUGAAGACGGGAUGAGAUUGGGCCUGAUCUUAAUCUAAUCCCAUCUUUAUGUUGGGUCUUUGAAAAUAGAGUAUGGUCCAGACCACACAGAUUAUUUUUUUGGAUUCUUGUGAUAGUAACACAAAAACAACCAACAUUACAAAAAACUUUUUUCAUACACAACCCAGUCGCCUCUUCCCUCACUUCCCAAACUAAAUGGAGUAUUAAACAGAUAAUCUCCAUCUGUGAGGUGAUUAUGUAAACUAGGGGGCCUGAAGGUCCUGACAUUAUGUAGAAAAUAUCAGGUGUUCCUGUGUGGAAAGGGGUCACAAAGUUAAAAUUAAUCAUUUUAAGGGGUCAGAGUCGUACCAAGGAGCGUGGGAUGUGAUCUUUGUUUCUGCAUUGACUCCUUAGAGGAAAAGUGAACUGUGAGUUUGUGAGUCAUUGCUGCACCAAGUGAUUGCCCUUUAUUACCCGCAGCUCACAAAGUCAUUUAUAGCUUCCUUGGCGCUGCUAAAAUUGGGCCACAUACAACUGUCAUAUCCAAUACACUUACUCUAAGUUAUUUCUUUCAGAGAGAUAUAAAAACAAUUUAUGUAUGCAUGGUCGGAUUCACACAAGAUACAUGACCUUAGAGAGAGGGAUCAUGACUAUAUUAAAUGCAGGCCUUCCUCUGAGCAACACAAUAAUGUAUGAUUUUAGAAAGGAGGCCAGGAGGUCCCUCUGGAGAGCCACUGUGAUUCAUCUCUGACAUAGACAUCACUUCCACUCGGGGCCGAGGGGAUAACGCUGUCAUGUUAGCCUCCCCUGCCCAAUCCUGGGCCCUUCAAAGUAAAGCCACCGUGAUGAAUCUGAGGCUCAUCUCAAUGCCGUCCUGACAUGCCCUCUGUGUUCACUGCAAGUUUCCGAAUACGAGGAAGAGCCCUAAUACGUGUUGUAUUUACACAAUAAGACAAAGGGAGUGCUGGGAGUUUGUUUUUCCUGCUCUGAACAUGCCAGGGACUCAUGCAAAUGAGCGAGGAGUCUGGCAAAGAGAUGCACUCAUAGAAUAAGUAAACAAAGCCGUCUGAGCCCACUCGUGCCGCUCCUGUGGGCACCUCUCUGUUUUGUUACUGAAUGUUGUGUCCUCUAGCUGCAACAUGAGAUCUGAUUGCACUAUAUUUGGAGUGAAUCUGCAGAGUGAUGAUACCAUUUAUCUCCAUCACUGGCAACUUUCAUGCUCCUACUUGUUCUUCUCUCUGUAUUUAAUCUUUUCUUUUGACCACAGGACAGAUCUCUCUCCUGGAAUCCAUACUAAUAGAAUUCUUGAGCUGAUAAGAAAGGACAGAAUGGGUUUCACUGUCAUACUCCCUGAUUGUCGUCCCUGGAGCUCGUGUAAUAAAAUCAUAUCUUUACCUUUAGGAUACAAGCGAGGGACACUUAAAGGCCGAUGUCCAAUUUGUGGUGGAAGCCAAUACCAGCCUGACUUACAGUUAUGUCUCAACCAGCAACAUCACAUGGUUUUGGAGGAUUUGUUGUGACAUACAAUUUAAUAGGUCGAGCAAAGAAGCUGUAUCACAGACAAAAAAGUGGUUGUUUGAGAUUCUUUAACCUGCCGCACUCUGUCAAGGUGAAAUGGAAAAGGGGAAACUUAACCAGCGCUUCAAGUGAGCCAAAACACUCUAGUGAACAGUACUGCCACUUCUGAAUUCAACCCCGAGGUGUAACAAGGCUUUUUCAGUAUCCUAAAGAGUAAUUACUCAAAUUUUAAUUUUGAUUAUUAUUUUAUAAGUUGAACACUGAGUAUUUGUGCCUAAAGGGCCAAGGGACAAAGAAAGGUUUGAUCAGGGACAGGCCAUAGCGAAUGCUAUCAUGAACAGUGCAUCGAUCUAUAUCAUGGCACAAUAUAAGCCUACAAGUCCUGAUGCUACAAAAACAGAGGCAAAUGUAAUAAUGAUGAAUCAUAAAGAAGUGAGCUGAGUUGUGGAAAUAAGAGCGGAAUCACUUCUGUUGUAAAUCACUUGAGUUGUACCAAGUUAGUUGCCAUCCACUGUUUGACACAGAGGAGGCAGUUAGGAGGGAUCAAACUGAGAUUUUGCUUAAAGGGAAAUCAGGGUAUCAUCUGCAUAGAGCUGACAUGAAAUACUGUGUUUUUGAGAAUGGAACCUUGAGGGAGCAUGUCGAGGGCAAACAGGAUAGGCCCUAAUAUGGAGCCCUGAGGCACUCCACGGGAAAUUCUUGAUUUUUUGUUAGGAUCUACACAAAGUAGUUGCUAGUCUUCCUUGGGUCCACACAAAAAAUAAAAAGGGAUGAGAGCAGAUGUAAAGUAACUGGAAAAUUGAACGGAAAAGGAUCUGUAUGUGGUGUGCGAUCCUCCUGUACUCACAAGAUGCUCAAGAUGUUUUUAGAGGAUUGAGCGGUUGACUGUGUGAAAAGCAGGGACAAGGUCUAGCAAGAUAAGUAUUGCAGACAGUGUCAGUGAACAGCAGGGGGGCAUUGCAGACUGUAAGCACAGCUGAUGUCACAGCAUUAUUUUCUCAUCUUUUAACUACAAAAAGCUAGGGAGUAGUACUCAAGACUUGUUUACUCAUACUGGUUGCAAAAUACACACACCAACAAGUGCAGAAGGGGUGUGUUAGCACUUGUUUUUUUUUUUUUCUGUUAAAAGCACUGGACUUAACUGAAAGCUGAAGAGGCCCCAGUGUCAGUCAGGUGGAAACAAAGAGGCUUGUCUGGUCCUAAACUGAGUGGAGAUAGCUACUGGGGUAUAAUACAGCUCUCAGAAAGGAUGCUACUGGCAGGUUGUGGAGCAGCAAAGCAGUGUUCUGAGCCUUGUUUUGACACUGCAGAUAGGAGGAAGAUUAAGUGUUGAAACCAAAGCUGGCAGAAGACGAUAAGAAAUGGAUUUUUCUUUCAACCACAGCCUUGAUAUUUUUAAAGUUUGUGUUGACAAUAUCUAAGAAGACAAAAAGCUGUGUAUUAAUACUCGUGUAAUCGGUGCUUUGAUUUUGAUUUGAAGUAAAGGCAGGAUGGAAAUAAGAGGACAAGAGACAUGCAUCACUGUCUGGUCGAUAGUGUUAAGACAACACACAAGCCUCUGGGGUGGAAGGUGGGAGGUCUCGUUGAGAAGUCACACAGAGGUUAUGCAAAAGUGCUAUAAUGACAGUGUAUGAUACAAAGCUGGCAAGAGGGCAUGACUCACAGAUUUGUGUUUGCAUGGUAUGGUAAUGCAAUCAGUGUGAAGUAGAUUUAGAGAUGCUGUGAGUGAGAGGGGAAAUAAUUGGGGCGAUGUUGAUGACAUUGAGGGGCUGAUGGUGGCAUUCAACAGAUGCUAACAAAGACAAGAUGUAUUACACAGAGAGCCAAGGAAACCGGGCUUUGACUUGCAAUACGUGGGUGGAAAUAGCCUGUUAAUGAACAGACAGCAGAAGGAGGGAAAAAAUAAAGAUGGCGGAAGAGAUACACGAAGCGUGCAGUGUGAUAAAAUAUUGCUAUUGUUAGGCAGUACUGAGGGGGAAAAAGUGCUGCCAUGCAGAAAGAGUGGGAAGUCUUGACAGCUUUCCGGUGGCACUCUGACGGCUGAGCAGGGAGAUUGGAAGGAAAAUGCAGCAGAGGGCUGCUGUCAGGCCACACCAGAGCUCCGUUUAACAAGGUCCAGAGAUGAGCUGCACCACAACACAUAGCAGGAGGAAUGAGAUGAGGGAGAGGGGAGGUGGAGGGAGGGCUGAGUAAGGCUCAUGCAUUUUUUCCAAAGCUUUACUACCUGUCAUGCUUGCAAGCCUCAGAGCCCUCACAUGUGCACAGAGGCGGGGAUUGGAAAUCCUUAGGAAGGACAGGGGGAGGAUUCAGAGAUUUGGAUGAGCACCUGACAUUGUAGCCUGACAGAAAACCUCACAGUGACACUUUGAAAACAUUAUCUAGACAUGAAAGAUUGACUGAGCCCUGAUAGAUGCUCCUCAUCAGCCAUACAUGCACCCAUGUAAUGUCAGGAGUGAUCAUUCACAUGAGGUUAUCCGGCCCAUUUCACUCACCAUGCAGGAGGCUGAUCUGAACCAUGAAGAGAACAGGCAGAAAUUAUUAAUGAAAGCAAAUGCAGAAUAUGCCUCAAUUUAAACAUGGAUGCCUUCUGGGCAUACGCAUACAAGCUUUUUUACAAGCCUCCCUCAGAGCAUCACCACACCUCUUGUGUAUCUUGUCUUCAUGCUGCACGCAAAAGAAAAUGCUUCAGUCAAGCCUGUGCAGUGGAAACUCUGUAAACCUCUUUCCAUCUUGGCUCUAGGCAUCAAUCUUCUAGCCUGGCAUGAAAGCUUAUCUCCCAGCGUCAGGCUAAAUGUCAACCUCAGGAGCACUGAAACACCAUUAGUUAUGUCCGCCCUAUUAGAGGCAAGCUAAUUCCACAUAAAGCCACCCACCCAAUUUUAAAUGAGGCUGUCUUCACAGGACUCUCCACAGCUGUUCAGGGCUUCCUGUCGGCAGAGACAGCGGGGAGGGGAUAUGUCCCCAGAUCUAAAUAACAUCAGAGCUCAAAAACAGGCUGAGUCACUCAUGAGGAGGAUUUCCCGCUUUGUAGUAAUGAGCUGAGAGUUACCAUUUGAGAAGAAAAGUUCUGGGUUUUUCUUGGAAACUGAUGAUGUGGGCAUUUUCACUCGGCAUAAAUCAAAUCAAAUAAUACUCAUGCACAAGUUUUUCAAGAAGGUAGGAAGAUUUUUAAACAAGUUGAAUCUUUAGAGAACAUACCCACUAACGAACUGAUGUUUUCUCCUUUUGUCUCCAUAGGAGGGCGACUCCUGCUCCUGGUGAUGUGGCUGAACCUCGUGCCUCAAACUGACAGCUGCCCUGCCAAGUGUGUGUGCUACAGUGAGCCCAGACCCACUGUGGCCUGCCAACAACAAGGACUGUUCUCAAUUCCUACUGAGAUCCCUGUGCGGAGCCAGAGGAUAUUCCUCCAGAGCAACAAGCUAACAGUGGUGAGAUCCACCAGCUUCAGCUCCUGUCACAACCUCACCGUCCUCUGGCUUUACUCCAACAACAUCAGCUACAUUGAAGCUGGAGCCUUUUACGGCCUGGAAAAACUGGAGGAACUGGACAUUGGAGACAACAGCAAUUUGCGCACCAUUAGCCCUACAGCCUUUCGGGGUUUAACUAAGCUGCAUACCCUCCACCUGCACAGGUGUGGCCUGUCAGAGCUCCCUGUUGGAGUUUUCCGAGGAAUGUUUUCCCUACAGUACCUUUACCUGCAGGAUAAUAACAUUCUAACCCUGCAUGAUGACACUUUCCUGGACCUCGCUAACCUCACCUAUCUCUACCUGCACAAUAACAAGAUCAAGAUAGUGACGGACAACAUGUUUCGGGGCUUGAUCAAUCUGGACCGUCUGCUUUUACACCAGAACCGUGUUAUCUUUGUCCAGCCAAGGGCUUUUAGCGACCUGGGUAAGCUGAAAACCCUCUUCUUGUUCUUCAACAACCUUACUGUGUUGUCAGGAGAGACCAUGGACCCUCUGGUGACGCUUCAGUAUCUGCGGUUAAAUGGGAACCAAUGGAUUUGUGACUGCCGGGCGAGGACCUUGUGGGAGUGGUUCAAACGGUUCAAGGGUUCCAGUUCUGAGUUGGAGUGCAAUGUUCCCGAGUUUUUGGCAGGAAAGGACCUGAAACAGCUGAAGAGUGAAGACCUGGAUGGGUGUGUGGAAACGCCUAAAACUCAGACCAAUCUGUUCAGCAAGGCGCAGGCUGGGAAUUUCCCCUCUACCGAAAAUCCUCUUGGGGAUGCCAUUCCCAGGUGUUGCCUUGGAGACAACGACAAGUCCUCUAUACUUUCUGGCAAGAGCCGCCAAAUCACUAACAACCCUCUCAAGGAGAAAGAGAACAUGUCCAAGACUAAAUACAAGGAGCCGGAGAGAACGAAAAAUGAGACCCAGAAUAAGCAGAAUGAUGGACCGCUGGGAACCCUGUCCAACACACUGGACAAGUCUUUGGAAAAUCUAAACCCAGAUCUUCUAGACAAUAUGGAAUCAUCCACAGCGUCAAACAAAAAGAAAAAGAAGUGUUCAAAAAAGCCCAAAUCAGACGCCCACUGCGUCAAAGGCCGGGGUGCCACCUUGCAAGUGCUGCGCUCUCUUGUCAUUCCCAUGAUCUGGAUAUCUCUAGCCAUGUCUUAGGACUCCUGAUCUCACUCUAAACACAGAACUUAAGAUUGUUGAUGCUCAUGACAAUGAAAACAGAAGAUGCAGUGACAUCUACAACAGACAGGGACUGAAAAGCGAGGAGUCAUGUUGACCCCACAUGGGCAAGGACAAGCAAUGACCUGGACGUUAGAGUACAUUUAACAAAAUGGAUGCCUUUACAGAACACUACAGAUCUAAUGUAUAUAAUGAAUUGGUGCCCAAAAUUGUUUGUUCUCUAUGUACUUAACUGUACCGUGUCUAAGCUACACUUUGGAGACCCCUCCCUUUUUCCCUCUCAAAAGCUUUUACUGCUGAGACAGACGACUGGAAGGAUUAAAAAAAAGAAAUGAAGAAAAAAAACAAAAACAGAAAAUCAGAGAAAGAGCGCACACUAAGAAUGUUGGGUCCGUUUAAUGAAGAUAAACGAUUCCCCCCCCAUUAUUUAUUCAAAGUGAUGCAUUUGUUGGGUAAUGUUAUGUUUUUUUUUUUUUUUUAUGUUUAUAAAAACAGAUGUUUUACCUUCCCCAAUUUUUAGUUCUAUUUUCAUGAUAGAGAGGGAUUAUGGGAAGCAUUUUACCAAACGAAUGCUGUCGAUUUGUUCAUGGAGAUUGCAAUGGAACCAUAGAUAUGCAUUUUAUUUUACUUGUGUACAAGUAUGAAUAUAUUAUGAAUAAAAGUUCUUAUUUCGUAGAGUUUUGACAGCGUGGUACUUUCCAGGAAAAAAAAAUCACAAGUUCUCAUUUUCAGGUUUAGGUGAAUUUGUCUUUUACAGCCAUGAAAUGGAUGGCAGGAGUCUUUCUGGCCGUAUUUAAGGCAACAUAUCAAAUGUUAAAACUGCAAAACUUGGUCUUAUGAACAAAAUAUGCUCAUUUUUAAAUGUGAUGCUUCCAAAGUCAGGACAGGGUCAUGUUUUCCAUUGUGUUUCAUCACCUCUUCUUUUAACAACAUUCUAUCAUAACUGGUCUACUUUUGGUGAUGCAUUAUUCAUAUUGGUUAUGCUAGAUCUCAGUGUUUAACCUAACAGUAAAACUUGAUUUACAUGAGGAUUAGAGGCCACAACUCUGAAAUUUUGAGGCAGUGAUUUUAAGCACUUGCAGUGAUUUCCACCAGAAGUCAUCUCUGUUUUUACUGCAGUGUUACCUGAGGACCUAAAGCCAAAUCCUUCCGUAUUUGAUGAUAACAUGAGCCAUAGUUGAUGAAAUCCUCAAUCUCUGUUAAAGUUCACACUGAGGACAAUUACUUUGGACUUGUGUUACUGUUUCCUGCCGCAGUCUCUCACAUAGUGGCAAACACUUUCCCAUUUUUACUCCUAAGGGACUCAGUCUCUCUGUAAAGCCCUUUUUUAUACACAGUAAUGUUACAUAGUUGUGGCUUUUUGUUUGUUUUUUCAACAUUUAAACUAUUUUUAAUUAAAGCUCCUGUAAGGAACUUUGGCACCCCCUGUGGACAAAGUUGGUUUCUACAUGCUUUGACGGCAUCUUCAGGAAAAAAAUCUAAUCCUGUUGACUUUCAACAGUUAAAUGUAACUAAAUGUGAAUACUUCUCGUAGGCACUGUAGAGACAGGAUGUUUUAACAGUUGCUCAGCUGAUACCUAUGGCCCUUUGCACAAGUUGGAGGGACCAAAAAUUGAAGUGUAAAAAUUAUCAACCCAGCCGCUGAUGCCGUUUCUGGCUUUUGUUUAUCAUAAAAAUGAAUUAAAAAAAAGUCAGUCUAUUUUAUAGAUGUCGAUUUUCUAGUUUUUCAACAAUGGUUGAAAAAAAAAACACUCAUAUGUCACUGCCUCAGCACUUUAGAAGAUGGAAGUAAAGACAAUUUCUGGGCUUCUUGUACCAAAAAAAUGCAGCUCAUGAUGUUCUUUGUGCUGCACUACUUAAUGGGGGGGCAUGAAAGAGAACUGUUGAUUAACUCUAAAUAAAUAACACUGCUGAAUGCUUGCCAAAUUGUAUUUGAAAUUACAAAAUGCAUUUGAAUUCAGCAAUAGCAGCAACUCAUUAUGUCUCACUAGCCACAGCGAGAGCCAGACUCCAGUCUUCCUCCCAAACAGAUGGUGGGCCUACUGUGGUGUGUUCAUUGUCUUCAAGAUUGUUGUGAGAGAGACGGCUGACUGUUUCUUCAAAUCUGGCCUAAUCCCCAAACCUCA
Messenger RNA from Xyrichtys novacula (pearly razorfish), 69419 nucleotides. NCBI's taxonomy places the organism in Eukaryota, Metazoa, Chordata, Actinopteri, Labriformes, Labridae. The record is from the annotation of a GenBank genome assembly.